Molecule: messenger RNA, 85471 nt
Organism: Podarcis lilfordi (Lilford's wall lizard)
Lineage: Eukaryota; Metazoa; Chordata; Lepidosauria; Squamata; Lacertidae
Source: the annotation of a GenBank genome assembly
AUUCCCUUUCGCGCACGCGCAGACACAGGGAAAACAGGCUUGAGGGAAGGAAAAUCAUCUGGGGCGGGGAGGGUGAAGGGAAAGAGAGGAGCGAUGUUGUUCGACGAGUGCGCAGGCGCGGGGAGCCGCCGCAGCCCAAGCCGUGGAGAGCCUCGUGCUUAAGGCGCUCGGGGAGGACCGUUGGGGAGGGUACCUUCUGCUCGCGCCCGUGCGCGCGCGGGGGAUGCGCAUGCGCACGGGCGACGUUUACACCGUUUCUGCCUCGGUCUCUCUGCGCUCUCCCUCCCCCCCCCCCCCGGUCACCGCUUUCCUUGGACUGAGCCUCCGCUCUAUGGGCCGCCCGCCUCGGGCUUUUACCUCAGCCGCCCUGGGCGGAAGGCGAAGAGGAGGAGGAGACUGAGGCGAAAGGAAGAUGCCCGGGAAGCUGAAGGUCAAGAUUGUGGCGGGGCGGCACCUGCCCGUCAUGGACCGAGCCAGUGACCUGACAGACGCCUUCGUGGAGGUUUGAAGGGGCGGGAAGGCGGGAGGGGCUUCUCUCUCUCGGUCUCUGUCUCUCCUCAGGGCUCGGCCCCGGUCAAUACACCUGCGGCUCUUCGCAUUUAUUGAUUUGCCGGGGGCCAUUUGUGCUUCCGAGGUCGUCUCCUCUCGGCGCUUCGACCGGCGGGGCUGGCGCCGUGCGGCGCCCUCCUCCUGUUUGUGAAGAACUUCGGAACUCCCUGCCACUUGAGGUCCAGCAGGCGCCUUUCCCGCGCAUGCUUAGAAAAACAAAAACAAAAAAGCCUACCCGCUUUUUAGACUACCCAGAUGCUUGGGAAGUCGAGGUGGUUUUAGCCCGUUUUGUAAGGUGGUUGGUUGUUAUUAUUAUUGCUGUUUUAUUUAUUUUUUUGUAAUGCGCUUUCGUUAAAAAUAAAUACAAUCAAGGGGUGUAUAAGUUUUGUGAAAUAGUUUUCUGCACACCCCCCCCCCAUUGUUAAAAACAACAACCACCUCAAAGUGGUUUAGGAUAAAAUUCUCACACACAAAAAUCACAACCCUACUUUAAAACAUACAAGAGUUAAAAUACUAAAACAAAUUAGAAUCAUCUCAACUUCUCUAAACAGUGGUGUUUUUAGCAGGUGCCAAAAAUGCAAUUUAUUUUAUUUCUUAUUAAACUUACUAGUCGCUUGUCACCCAAAGUUUUCCAAGCAACUUGCAGAAAUAUAUAGCCAGAUGGGUGGGGUACAAGUAAUAAAUUGUUAUUAUUACUAUGUACCUAUUUAAUACCAUAAGGGGAGGGGGGAAUCAUGCAAUACUUCAGUAUAUCAUCUUACAUAACAUUUAAGAAAACAACAACACACCCACCAUAAGUAAUAACAGAAAACAUUAAUUGCCUAAAUUUGCAUACAGCACACAGUGAAAUACACACGUGUGUGUAUGCAUGUGUGUGUGUGUGUCUUUUUCAUGUUCUGUUAUUGUUUGAUUAUUUAAUAAAUCGUUCAGUAGAUCAAACCAAUCAAACCACAUUGCGAGGCCUGCGUGAAAAGCAAGUGGUAUGUAUGAACACCUUAAAUAAGCAACUAAUCACAAUGCAUUAUUACUACUUACAGUGGUGCCUCGCAAGACGAAAUUAAUCCGUUCCGCGAGUAUCUUCGUCUAGCGGUUUUUUCGUCUUGCGAAGCAACCCUAUUAGCGGCUUAGCGGAUUAGCGCUAUUAGCGGUUUAGCGGCUAUUAAAGGCUUAGCGGCUUAGCUGCUAAAAGGCUAUUAAAGGCUUAGCAGCUUAGAAAAAGGGGGGAAAGCGAAAAAAAAAUCUCAAGACUCGCAAGACGUUUUCGUCUUGCGAAGCAAGCCCAUAGGGAAAUUCGUCCUGCGAAGCGCAUUGAAAAACGGAAAACCCUUUCGUCUAGCGGGUUUUCCAUCUUGCGAGGCAUUCGUCUUGCGGGGCACCACUGUACUGGUCGCUUGUCACCCAGAAAGAUCUCCCAAGCAACUUGAAAAGCACAUACAUUGGUGAAUACACUAUAUGACAGAAAAGGGAAAAUAAAGAUAUAAAAAUUCUAAAUAAGUUUUUAUAAAGGGCCAGGUUGAAUAGAAAAUGAGCAUGAAUGUAUAGUAUAUUCUUAAUCAGAUUAUAUGUAAGGUUAUUACAGCAGUAUUCUCUGUUGUUGACAUUUGUGUGUGUCGAGACAUAAUGGAGUACGCCUCCAGUGUUGAAGUCAAACUCCUGUGUUAGCAGCACCAAAGUGACAAAGUGACAGCCUGGGCAGUGUAUAUAAAGGUCUUGGGCUGCCCAAAUGACAAGAACCCCCUCUUGGCCUCGCUGAUGUGGUCCAAAGGAAAGCAGAGCAAUAUGUUUGGCACCAGCUUGGCUGUAGGAGUUGGCGGAAGGAGGCGUACAAAGAGCCAUUCAGCCAUCUUUAGGGACUCCACUCCGAAUUUAUGUAGUGUUUGCUCCUUAACCUUUUUUCUCCCAAAGAUGUCCCACAAGGCAGCAAAGGUUUAGGACAGGGGUCUGCAACCUGCGGCUCCGGAGCCGCAUGUGGCUCUUUUACACCUUUGCCGCGGCUCCGGGGCGGAUACUAGCGAGGAGACGAGGCGCAUUGUGCGCCCCGACACUCCCCACUGUGGCAGGCGCUGUACUGGCUGUGACGUCGCAUGGGGGCGGUGCGUGUGUUAGUCACGCACCGUCCCGACGUCACCUUCCCGCCCACCCGCUACAUUGUAAGGGGCAUGUACGCUGGUCACUGCAUUGAAAGGGGGCAUGUACGCUGGUCACUGUUUUGAAGGGGAGUGAAGAACACACACACACACAAAAAGGUAACUUGUUAAUUUAACGUUUAUUUCUAUGAGGAGGAGUAAUUCUGAGGGGUCAAACGAAGAAAUAAUGAAAAAAAGUGACAAAAAAGUUAUUUUUAUAAUGACGAGUUUUGCGGCUCCCAGUUUUUUUUUCUUUGGAAACAGGUCCAAGUGGCUCUUUUUGUCUUAAAGGUUGCAGACCCCUGGUUUAGGAUUAGAAUUUUCCAUCUCCUAGAUGGGCAGGCUACCUUCCCAGGUUGAUGAGCCUCACCUGCCCCUCUUACCAUUAAUCUCCUAAUAUCCAACCAAAAAUCUGUUGUCUUGCAAUUUCAUUGAAACAUAGAACGACAGAGAUGUAAGGGACUCAGUGGGUCAUCUAGUCCAGCCCCCCGCAAUGUCCAUUUGAUGUAUGCUUUGCUACUGGGGGAGGAAGAGUUUUUGUCCUCUUCCAUGUCCUCUCCUUUUCUAAACUAAAAAGUGUAAAAUAUUGUUGCUCCAACCUCUUGAUCAAAUCUGUGUUCAGUUCUUGCCGAGAAUUGUACAAACAGUAGUUGCCUUGUAGUACACAGGACAUGGCUGCUGGAUUAUAUACAACUAGGUGAAUUGCAUGCCAUGCAGGCCUGAUAUAGAUGGUAACUUGUUUUCCUGGCUUGUAUGCUAGGUGCUUGUGUGUUUGCCAGUGCACUUAUGGCAGAGAGCUAGAGCUACUCUUGGCAUGUGUAUUUGCAUGUGACCAGAAACGUGUGUUACAGAUAUUUGAGUACACAUACAGGCAGAACACGUCUACUAGUAAAGAAACAUAAUAUAUGAAGUUGCCCGGUAUGCUGCACAUAGUAGUCUACAUGAAGAUUUUAUUUCUUAUACAGUACUGGUAUAAAAGGUCUAUAUGAAAGUGGUUUGAUGUAAUAUUUGAAGUAAUUUUUCAAGGAAUUGUUUCCCCCAAUGCUUAGUUUAAAAAAGGAGAAAUGUCAUUUCAUAUUUUUUGUACCAUAUGCUUUCCUUUUAUUAGCUAUAGAUAGGUGUUGGUUGUGUUUCUUCAGUAGUGAUGGAAAUACUAUCUUUACUAUUUAACUUGUCCCUGAGCUCAGUUCAGGCAUUGAAAACUGGUUUUGUGGUCCUGUUGACUAUGUUUGGUGGGCUUUUUUCUACCUCUUUAAUGAACAAGAGCUUGAAAUUUUAUCUCUCACAUGUAAGCAAAUUAUUAUUCAUUGUACUAAAUUGACAUGUUUAGGGUUGUUAGUUUCUCACAUAUAACAAUUAUUGUGCCUUUAAUACAGUAAUUGCUUUGCAGACUUCUAUACGUAAUGUACUUAUUAUGCCUGCUUAUUGUAGGGAGAAUGCUUGCCAUCUUUUUCCUCACAGAGCUUCUGUGUUUUUAAGACUUGUAUAAUGUUCUGAAAUAAUAAUGAUGAUAAUGAUGAUAAUGAUAACAGCAACAACAAUAAUUUAUUUAUGCCCCACCUUUCCCACUGAUGGGACCCAAGGCAGCUUACAGAUAAUAAUACGAACUGAUAAAACCAUAGAAAAAAACAAUAAUUAAAAACCUAUCAAACAUUGAUAGAUUAUAUAUAUGUAUACAGUUUUAAUUCUAUUUAAAGCAUAUCAAAUUUUCUCCCAUAAAUUAUUGGGACAACAAGAAAGGAGACCGUCUUGUUUCUCUAGGGAGGGAGCUCCAAAGUCUGGGCACAGCCACCAAGAAAGCCCUCACCCAUGCCCCUGCCAAGCAUGCCUGGCCUCCCCGGGAAGGGCCUCCCCGAAGAUCUCAAAGGUUUGUUUGAGGGAAUACAGUCUUUCAGAUAGCCUGGACCCAAGCUGUGUACGACUUUAUAAGGGGAUAACCAGCACUUUUAAUUUUGCCCAGAAACAGUCAGUGAAGCUGUUGUAGCAAAAGAGUUGUAUGCUUGCUGUAAUCAGCCCCGGUCAACAAUCUGGCUGCAGCUUUCUGAGUACCUUUCAAAGGCAGCCCUGCAUAGAGUUUAUUAGAGUAACACAAACAGGACGUAACUAAGGCUUGUGUCACUGGCCAAAUCAGACAUCUCAAGGAACAGGUGCAGCUGGGACACUAACUGGGUGGCGUUGUGGGUUAAACCACAGAGCCUAGGACUUGCCGAUCAGAAGGUCAGCGGUUCGAAUCCCCGCGACGGGGUGAGCUCCCGUUGCUCGGUCCCAGCUCCUGCCAACCUAGCAGCUCGAAAGCAUGUCAAAGUGCAAGUAGAUAAAUAGGUACCGCUGUGGCGGGAAGGUAAACGGCGUUUCUGUGCGCUCUCUGGUUCACCAGAAGUGGCUUAGUCAUGCUGGCCACGUGACCCGGAAGCUGUACGCCGGCUGCUUCAGCCAGUAAAGCGAGAUGAGCGCUGCAAUCCCAGAGUCGGUCAUGCCUGGACCUAAUGAUCAGGGGUCCCUUACCUUUACCUUUACCUUUAAUCCUGGACAAUGCAGAGGCAAGAGACAAGUCUUUAGCAUAUGUGCCACCGGGGUGCAACGAUCCGCCCAGCGCCCCCAAAUUUAGUUGUGAGCGGCAUCAUUGAGUCUGACAAGCGCCGCCACUGGCACGGUGCAUCUUUGGUAAAUGAACACACAAAGUUGAAAGUCCUUUAGUGAAACAGUAGGUAUACAUUUUGGUAAUACCUAGGUAUAUAUGUAUUGUGUUUUUCUAGCUUGAUCAAAAUUAUUUAUUAUUUCAUAACAGGUAGAUAGUUAAGAGCUUAGGCGGCUUCAGUGGUGGGCACCUGGUGUCCCCCAGAAUUCGGUGCCCGGAUGCCCCACACCCCUUGCACCCCUGGGUAAAGACGGCCCUGCAAAGUCCUGGGCAUACAAGUAGUUUCUACAUAGGUAUCACUUUUCCCCUAUCAGGGCAUCUCUGUGAUGUGGGAAUUCAUGUGGGUGUUAAAGACAAAGAGCCUUUGCAAAAAAGGUGAUGACUAGAUUUAAGUCAUUUCUGUUAUCCACUGUUUGUUCAUUUACACUGUUGUAAAAUCAGUUGCAAUGUCAGCUAGAGCACAUCUGGUGAUAAUUCAGGACACAGUUGUGAACCAAAUGUGGUUUAAAGCCCAUUUAAGAGCUUAUUUUAUGAUGAUGGUGGUGGUGGUAGUAAAAGAAAUAUUUCCCACUGAUAUUGCAACUGCAGAAUGCCAUCUGGCAGUGCUGCUUAGGAAAGACAGGAGGCUGAUACAGUUGGAUGACUGUGAUUCUUUGGAAUCAAAUAUCACUCACUCUGAUAUGCUUGAAAUAUGAUCUGUCUUGGAUAACAAGCCAGUUACAGGAACUGUAUAGGAUGUCCCUUAGCAGUUGCAUGGGUGAUGGAUUUCACCUGAGGUUGUGAACAAAGUACUUGGGGAAGUCUGGUCAACAAUUUUCUCUCCUGACUUUCUUCUGUCCUAGCUGGUGACAGCCAGCUGAGAGGCUUUGCCUGCUCUUGUGUAUUUGGUAAUGAAUACAACUUGACCAGAGGGUUCAUUUUGGGCCACCUUGAAGGAGGCAUGGUUGUUCACAUUAUUUAGCUGUUUAUAAACUUCUGUGACAAUUGUAGACUGCGGAAAGUCAGCAUACAAAAAAAAAUGUAUGUAUGUAAAUAAUCACAUAGAAAGAUAUUAAUUCCACUUAUUUUUGUACAAAAGUGUGCUUAAAAUACUGACCUUUAAUCUUCCAUGUUGAAUACUAUUACUACACUGUGGAAUGCCUCUGUUCUGUAUUCUGCUCUUCAAAAUGCAGUGGGUGGAAACAUUGGAAGUCAAGCCUUUUUCAAUGCUUGAAAGGUCAGAUACAAGUCUGAUGCAGAAAACCUUGUGGCCAUCCGAAAAAAACUGUGCUUGUUCUCUGAGUUGAACAUGCACCUAAACUUUCCAACAUUAAGAAGACUUGUGUCGAUUGUGUUCCAGUUAUACAAAUAGGAAAUACUGUAUAAUAACUAACCUUUAGUCUCUUCGAGUGAGAUCCAACAUUUCACCAGCAGACAUAAUGAGACUCCUUUCUCUUUCUCCCCAACCCCAUGCCUUUCCAAACUAGUUCUGGAGACGCCUCAGCCAUCUGGAGCAUAUUUUGGAGGAGUAUGGGGAGAAGAGAAUUCACAUUUGUGCGAGUGGUUGUCUGCUUUGCAAGUGGGAUGCCACAAUUUGUUAUCACUCUUUGAGGUUUUCAAAAUAAAUACUAAUUCUUCCCUGUCCUCAGCUGUUUAAAAUUAGCUAUGAUUCUUCUGUAGAUUAAAAAAAAUACCAUGUGCAGAAAGAGCCUUUAAGCUCUGUGCCUUGCUUAUCAGGCUCUGAGAAACUCUUGUGAGCUCUGGAGGCCUUCAUGAGAUCUUGGAUGGCCUUGCGAGAUCUUGUGCUGGCUCUGGAAGGUAAGAUUGCUUGCACAGGGGUAGUUCCAGGAGGUUGUUUUGAUUAUACACGAUUUUGACUUUACAUGCCACCCCCUGGAACAUCCUUCAAGAUGCGAUCCUACUGUAUAUUAAUAGACUAAAUAAUUUCGUUGUAGCAGUUAUGAAGCUUCUGACAAUGUUGGCUGAGCCAUAGGAAUGUGAUGAAUGUUGAUGAACAUUCUAUUUCCUGAGUGAAUUAAGCUGUUAGCCAUAGAAUGUUCAAAAGCAUGGGGGAAGUUAAAGGACAGUUGGCCUUUUACGGAACCUAGAGAUAGGCAGAGUUCUGUGGGCAAGGUAGGGAGACUGAGAGGCAGAAAAAUGAACGAGAAGCCCUUCAGUCUCAUGGUUGUUUGAGGGAGGAAGCCCAAGGUGUUUUAGCUAGGUAAUCAAAGCUGUGUGUUUGCUUGGAAAUUUUCUAAUUUGGCUAAUUUUCCAGACAAGCUCCUCUCAAAUUUUGGGAUAUUGAGUCUUUUUGAUUAAAUAUGAGUUGAAUCCUAAAGAUUUCAAAGUUGCAUCUAUUAGAAAAUUACACAUGUUAAAUAGCUUUAGUACUCGUUUUUAAUCUCUCUUCUGUAUGUGAAUAGAAACUUUCCAUCUUACACAUUAGUUUACAUGUGUAUUGAUGGAGCUGUAGUUGGGAGAUGAAUCCUGAAGGGACCUUCUCUACAUCCCCCCCCCCCCCCACAAAGAACAUCUUAAUUUUCUUUCUGCCUUGUUUUUCAUUUUUCACGAUAUAAUCUACAAGUGUAUAAGUCCUUCACUUGGUCACAUGUUCAAUAAUUAUGUGUAGAAUCUGCAAGCAUGCUCACCCACAAACACGGUACAGUGAGCAUAUUGUUUUCACUGUCUAGCCCACUUUUCAUCUCCCAUAUAAGCACAGACAUUUUCUUUCACACCAACUCAUUUUCUCUCAUUCUCACUGUUCUGGCAUAAACCACACACUGUUUUCUCUCAUGUGCAUUCAGUAAUCAUUUCCAGAUUCUUCUGAGCCUUUGCAUUGUUGUUUGCUGUCUCUUAGGAGGUAUAACAGACUAACUGCUGAGGGACAGAAGUGCUAGCUGCUUACUAGCUGCAUUGGAAUUGAAGAUGUAAGCUGGUUACUAUCUGGUUUGGAACUUUGAGCCAAUCUAGAUGUUGGGGUUGUGAACUGGCAUACCAGGACAAAAAUUUCCACCCCCCAGCUUUAUAAUCUCAAAGAACUCACAGUGUUAAGUCAGGGCAAUCACAUUUAAAGGCCCACCUUACAGACAUGUAGCAAUGGUCUGUCAAAUGUUUGAAAGCAAUUGCAUGGCAUUAACUUUAUUUUAAAAGUGUAAGUUUUGGAAAAAGGUGGAGAACAAUAUUUUGCUUCAAUUUGUCUUUUUUUUGGUAUAUUUUUCAGGUGAAGUUUGGAAACACCACAUUUAAGACAGAUGUGUAUCCCAAAUCUCUCAAUCCUCAGUGGAAUUCUGAAUGGUUUAAAUUUGAGGUAAAUUCAACAAAAAAGGUAGACUUAGAAGCAAGUUAUUAAGCCCAAAGAAUGUCCAUUUUCAACUAACAGCAGCUCCUCAUUUUGUCUGAAUCAGCACAAAAUGUACUUAGUUUAAUCUGGUUUGUCCAAAGAGAGAAGAUCAAACUGGUUUCUGAUUUUGGAUUGUUUAGAUAAACUGUAGCAAAAACUUAAUUGCAGUUCCCAUUUCAGACAGAAAAACAAACUAGUUGAAAAACAGAAGGGGAUGUUUUGUAGUGGUCAUCUGAACAGAACCAUUUGGAAUUCGUAGUUUUUGAGACCCCUACCAGUUUCAUGUUAAUCUUUAUUGUAUGCUCCACAGGGAAUUUAAACUAGCAAUUUUGAAUCAAUAAAGGUUUUGUUAAUACAGAUUCUGCCUUGUGAAAUUUUGAAGCUCCAUAUUUUUAUUUUCUAGGUGGAUGAUGAAGAUCUACAAGAUGAGCCUCUGCAGAUAACUGUUCUUGAUCAUGAUACUUAUAGUGCUAAUGAUGCCAUUGGAAAAGUUUACAUUGAUAUUGAUCCUCUCCUCUACAGUGAAGCAGCUACAGUUAUCUCUGGCUGGUUUCCAAUUUAUGAUACGAUACAUGGUGAGAUUUUUAACAUUGUUUUAAAACAUAUUUUAUUUGGCAAAUCAUUUAAGAGCGUUGAGGUAGACUUAUUGUGCCAUUUAAAAUACAACAUAGUUUUAAGCUUUCCUGAGACAUCAGUUGAGUUCUUUCAGUUUCACAUGUUGUUUCAAAUAAAGAAGUUGUGUUUAAAGUUAAUGCCAUUUUUUCUUUUGCCAUGGAUCAUAGCACUGGGAUGACAAAUCUUCCAAUGCUAAAUCCCUGAAAAUCUGGACAAAAAUAGUAUUAUAUAAUAUGUGAGCAACACCUAAACAGUGCUGUGUAAUAGCUGUUGUGAUGCAGAUUUUGGGUGAUAUACUUUGUUAGUAGACUCACAGAAGUCAGUGAUCUAGUUAGAUGUUGCUCUAUGUAAUUUAAGUUUGUGUGUGUGUGUGUGAUGCUGUUUUUAUAAACAACAGUUACAAAACCAACAAUAAUAAACGAUUAGUACUGAAAUGUCUACAUUAACCUUGUGGAAAGAAAUUUAAUUUAAAUUAAUUUUAGAAACAAAUCAAAGAAUUCUGACCAUAUACUUAAUGUGGUCACUUCAGUUAUUCUUAACAUUUUAAGAUAAUUUUAAGAAUACCAAGUGUAAUCUUUAAGUUACAUUAUGCCAUCGUAAUAUUUUCUGAAAAACUUGCCUUAAAAAACUAUUUAUGGAAGGAAUGCCUUUUAUUUUAAGUAGACCUGUGUUAUGGAAUGAUCUGUACUCUUUUAAAAAGGAUACAGCACAUGACAUAGGGUCAUUAAGGGUGUUCCUCAAUCAGUUUCCUGAUGAACUUACUGGCUUUGACUCAUGUUUCAAGGGAUUAGAGUUCACAGAGUGGUGAAGCAAUGCGCUGAAGCAGUAAGUUUUACUUGACAUCAGGCUUACACCAUCCUUGCAGCUAGGACAUAACUAUGGAGGGUUUCUUGCAGCUAUUUAGAUCUGUUCUUGACAUACUCUUCAGUUUGACACUUUUGCAGACUGUGGUUGUUUUUGUCUUCCCAAGUUUCAGGUUCCCAAGCAGUUUUAAUUCACUAUAAAAGUUGCUCAUACCUUUCAUGUUGUAUUCCAUGUUGUAUAUCAUGGCUAUACUGUAAUAUGUCCAGCGCUGAGGGCCUUCUGGUGGUUCCCUCAUUGCGAGAAGCAAAGCUACAGGGAACCAGGCAGAGGGCCUUCUCGGUAGUGGCGCCUGCCCUGUGGAACGCCCUUCCAGCAGAUGUCAAAGCGAUAAACAACUACCUGACAUUUAGAAGACAUCUUAAGGCAGCCCUGUUCAGGGAAGUUUUUAAUGUGUAACAUUUUAGUGUAUUUUUGGUUUCUGUGGAAGCCGCCCAGAGUGGCUGGGGAAACCCAGCCAGAUGGGCGGGGUACAAAUGAAUUAUUAUUAUUAUUAUUAUUAUUAUUAUUAUAUGUGAUGCCAUAGAAUAAAGAAUAUUCCAGUUCUAUUUGGGACUGAAAUACUGAAUAAGAAUGUUCCAUUUGCUAAGUGAAUCUGCCCAGUUAUUAAAAUUUUCGUUAGAGGCCCUUUUAUAGGUUACUUCACCUUAGUCAGGAAGGAUCUGGUGACAUGUGAAAGGACAUUCUCUACCAGUACCUCCAUUGCCCAGUCCAUGUGGUGUGUUUAGUUUUCAUUUGAGUACCUAUUUGAUUUUUAGUAUUUUUGUGGCUCUGUUUUUACCAUCUUUUAAUAGAUUAUCUAUUGUUUUCUGUUCUUUAAUUAAUUCUGAACCCCCUUGGGAGUCUUUAGGCUGACAAUGGUAUUCCGAUAUUUAAAGCAAUCAUGGAAGACUAUUUUUCUAUUGUAAUACAAAUUCUCACUUUCUCGCAUAUUUUUUACAAACAGGUAUACGUGGAGAGAUCAAUGUGGUGGUGAAAGUAGACCUCUUCAAUGAUUUAAAUCGUUUUAGACAGUCAUCAUGUGGAGUUAAAUUUUUUUGCAGUAAGUCUAAAAACAUAGUUGGAAAAAAUUGUCUGUGAAAAAUGAGAUAAGUGAUGUACUAAAGAAAUAAAGCUUUUAAGAUUUAUAUUCUCUAGAUUGAAAAUAGUCAGUUAGUGCAGAAUACAAGUGCCAGAAGAGACUGCUUGUUUGUUUCCAUCCCCAAUUCAAAGCGAAUGGAUUUAUACAUACAUACAUACAUACAUACAUACAUAAUAAGGUAAAGGGACCCCUGACCAUUAGGUCCAGUCGCGGACGACUCUGGGGUUGCGACGCUCAUCUCGCUUUACUGGCUGAGGGAGCCGGCGUACAGCUUCUGGGUCAUGUGGUCAGCAUGACUAAGCCGCUGCUGGCGAACCAGAGCAGUGCGCGGAAACACCAUUUACCUUCCCUCCACAGCGGUACCUAUUUAUUUACUUGCAUUUUUGACAUGCUUUUGAACUGCUAGGUUGGUAGGAGCAGGGGCCAAGAAAAGGGAGCUCACCCCGUUGUGGGGAUUCGAACCACCGACCUUCUGAUCGGCAAGCCCUAGGCUCUGUGGUUUAACCCACAGCGCCACCCACGUGCCUACAUACAUACAUACAUAUAUUUAAACCCUUAAUAAUUUUGGCAUCCAGAUAGCUGAAGGAGCCACAACUCUCAUACCAGACUACCCACACUUUUGCAGUCCUUUUCCGAUCCCUUACUCCGAAUGCCUCCUUUGGAGGUGAGAUGGGUAUCAACUAGCAAGGGGGCUUUUUUUUUUGGCUGUGGUGCCCCAGCUAUGGAAUGCUCUUUCCAAGAGGCUUCUUGGUACCAGUGGUUUUUAAAAUUUCUUUUUAGUGCUUGAUGUUUUUAGCAUGAUUCAUCUGUAAGCUUUUUAUCUUUGUGUUUUAUGGUUUUUUUGCGGGGGGGGGGGGGUGUAUUUCUUUUUUUUAAAAAAAUCAAAUUGUUUUAUUAUAAUCCAGCCUGGAAUGAGUUGUGGGAAAAGGUAGUAUAUAGUUGUGUUAAAUAAUUAAAAAUUUUACACUGUGCUUAUGCUUUUAACAGCUACUUCUAUUCCAAAGUGCUAUAAAGCUGUAAUCAUUCAUGGGUUUGUAGAAGAACUGGUGGUUAAUGAAGAUCCAGAAUAUCAGUGGAUAGACCGAAUCCGUACACCAAGGGCAUCAAAUGAGGCCAGGCAGAGGCUUAUUUCAUUAAUGUCAGGUAAUUACAAUAUCAUUUAUUGCCUUGAAAAAGACACACAUUAAUCUAAUAAAGGCUCUGCAUUUCUGUUAAUUUCUGUUGAGAUGUUUUGCAGAUUUUAUUACUUUGUUUUAAAGCCAGCUGAACAUUUUAUAGUUAACAUUACCUGAAAGAAUAGAAAAGUAUCAAGUUUGUAGUUCAGGGCUGCUUCCUGAACAAUCCUUGCCACUGGAGACUCAGAUGGCCAUGGUGGUUAGGACAACAUUCCACCAACAGCAACUGUUGUGCAAGCUGCACCAGUUCCUCCGCAGAGGUAACUUGGCCACAAGCUAGUAAAUGCAUUAGUAAUUAUGUAGAGGUUAUUCAUAUAAAUCUUGGUAAAUAAAAUAAAACAAGUAACUUUUAGACUGGAUUAUUGCAAUUCACUCUAUUUGUAGUUGCCCUUGAGGCUGAUUUGGUGGUAUAUACAGUGGCUAGGAUGCUUGAUGGACUAUCCUACCAUGCACAUAUUACUUUUGUGCCAGAGGAAUUGUGCUGGUUGUCUGUUUGCUGACAAACUGAUUGUAACGUUUUGUUACUCUUCUUACAAAGCCCUGUACAGCUUGGGACCAGACCACUUGAGGGCCUCCUUCUGUUUAAACCAGCUCAGUCCCUGUAUAAACCAGCUCAUCAUUGUGGAAGGCCCUUCUAGUCAUGCACGUCCAGCAGAGUUGCAUCACGUGACUGAAAGGAGGGCCUUCUCUGCUAUGACACUCACAUUGUCGAAUGACCUCCACUUAGAGAUAUGAUGCAGGUGUUUCCCCAGCCAGUAAAAGCUUACCUGUCACAGUUGUCAAUCCUGGCCACUGAUCCUUAAUACCAGCUUUAAAUGAACUGGAUAUCUGUUACAUUCUUUACAAAAAAAACAAAUACAGUAAACUAGUUUGUUAUUUUUAUGAUGAAAAUGCUUUCUACAUUUAUUUUAAACAGAUAAAAAUAAUUUCUCUCUUGGGUAUUAGGAAGUCUACAAAAAAUCAUAUUAAUAGUAACUGGUAAACAUUUCACUUGUUAACAUAUACAGUAACUUAAUAUAGCAAUAAUUUACAAACAGAUACAGUAAUUGCAACUUGGGGGUGGUGAUUUCUAGUCUGUGUUGAAACUUUAGCUCACAUUAUACAGCAGCCACGUAUCCCCUGGAAAGUUGGAAUUUCAAAGGUCAUUUUGAAAUGUUGAACUAUGUAAGCAAUCUUUACAGAAUAACAGUGUAGACACUGAAUGAGUGAAGAUCUGCUCUUAACUGCUUAAUGAUUCUUUUUCAUAUACUUGGCCGCUGAUUCAGCCUACAGUUGUUUGUUUUGCACUAAUUAUAGUAGUUCUAGCACUUAGCAAAAAUAUUUUUUUUACUUUCUGAAAGUGUAUUAUUUACAGUAUUUAAAAGUUGGAAAUCUGUUAUGUGCUUUCUGAUGGAAUAUUGCCUCCUUUGGAGGGGGUUGUAGUCCCUCUGAAGGACUGUGGGGAUUUCUGCACCAUUUCUCUACUUUUUGCUCUUCAAGCACCUCCACAUGCUCUAUAAAUUGCUUGCUUUGUGACAUGUUCAGUUGUAGUUUGGAGGAGGUGUGUGGUCACAAGCAUUUAGUUUUGAAGGUUGUUUUUUAAUAUCCGUAACAACAUGGAAAGAUGAUUUAAAUUACAUCCUGUUAUACAGAAGAUGUAAUUCUUUUGUAUAGCUAAAGUUUCAGUGUCCAUUUAUUUUCAAAUUUUGCAUCAAUCUUUGAAUGCUUACAUAGUACAUGCAAGAGCAACACAAUCGGGCCUGCCACAGAAAAUGAUCUACAAAUAGAUUUAAAGUCUGCUUGUAGUCUGCAGGAAAACACUUUUGGUCUCGUACUAAUGAUGGGUUUACAGUCUCAAUGCACUUGCCUACUAUUAACACUGCUCCCUAGAGAUUUCUUGUUGAUCAAUUUUGCACAUUAGAGAGCGUUUCUAAAUUCUUUUCUAGGCAAUGGAUUUCAGCACUGCCUAUCUAUGUUUAUUCUGAACUUAGUUUACUACUGAGUAAAUGAGUAUAGGAAUGAAGCUGGCAUAAUUUAUAUUUAUAUUUAGAGAGAUCACACACACACACACACACACACACACACACACAGUGUCCAUUGUUGUUUUGUUUAGCACUAAUACAUCAGCUGUUGCUCCUAGAAGCUGUCAGCAUGCAACAGCAGCCAUACCCAGGGUCCAGCUUUGACUAGCUGUCUAAACCAGGAGAGGGUAGCCAAUGGAUCUCAAACCCUCAGUGAGUUAGGGACUUCCUCUGCAUGUGAAGAAAGGCUCUGGAGGAUUGUGCUGUUUUAAAAUAAAAGUGUAGCAAAUUUGAAUAAUAGCUCCUAUUUUAUCAGUAUUAUAAUAUAUUAGAAAAUGGCUUGAAAAAUAUUUGGCGUCUAUUUUCAUGGUUAUAAAAAGUUUCAGCAGAGACACUAAGGGCCACUUCACAGACUAUAUAGUUGUCAUGAAUUUAACCUGUGUACAGGAAACUUGUUUGCAAAUAAGCAUAUAUCUGCAUCUGUGUUAUUUCUACUACAGGGUUAGGAAGCCUGUGGCCCUUUAGAUGUUGAAGGCUCAUCAGACCUGAAGAAUGAGUCCAACCACAUCAGAAGGGCCAUAGCUUCCCUGUAGCAGUUCUAUAGGCAUCUAUAAAAUAUUUUUAUGCAUCUGUAAAAUUGUAACUGGUGAAACAGUCCUUAAGCCCAUGUACAUCUGGAUGACAGAGCACAAAAUUUUUAAAAAAUGAAUAAAUCAUGCUAUCUAAAUGUGAAUACAUUUUUCUGUUCUCAUCUUUUUCUUAUUAUCAGACUUGCAAAUAUAUUUUAAGUUAAUUUCUGGCUAACUGGCAUAUACCUCUUUUGCAGGAGAGCUGCAAAGGAAGAUUGGCUUGAAGGUACUUGAAAUGAGAGGGAAUGCAGUUGUUGGCUAUUUGCAGUGUUUUGAUCUGGAGGGAGAAUCUGGACUAGUAGUACGAGCCAUAGGAACAGCCUGUACCUUGGAUAAAUUAAGUAACACAUCAGCAUUCUUACCCACAUGUAAUUCCCCAUCCAAAGAUAUGAAGGAGUAAGUAUGAGUCAGAUGUUCAUUGGAAAGAGAUUUUCAUGUUUUGUUUAUAUACUCAUACAGUUUUGCAUAAUUUCAUUUGUCUUCUGUGAUUUCAUACACACGUUCCUGCCUACCAAUCUUGUUGGUAAUUUUUUGGAAUUUAGAAAUCUGAGGGGAUUCAAAAUGAACUGAUGGUCCUAUUUGACCAGAUGCUGCAGAAAUAAAAUUUGUGUGACAAAUGCCUAUGCAGUCAUACCAUAUAUAAUUCUAGCAGUGUUACACAAGGUGCUGCUGAUGGUGUUUGCCUCUUCUACGUUGCAGUUCAAUGUGCGAGUUUUACUGGUGGUGAACCUGCAUCAAUGGAAUGUUUUGUCUUUCAGAAUCUUUUGCCAUAUUACAAUUUUUCAACAGACCUUCUGUUUCCAGUACUUGUAGUCUGAAUGUGCAUCUGCAUAAGAGACAAAAGUAUUAGAAUGUGAAUAUCAAAUGCUAUAAUACCAUAAGAUGCUAAUAUGUGUUAAGCUAUUUCUAUCAGGUUCUUAUAUCUGCCUUUAUUCUAAAUAAGAGAGGGAAGCACCAAGUUGUCUUUGCUGCUCUUUGACCUGAAAUAGUAGGCAAGCUUUCACUUCACUUAUAGUUCAUGGAGUUCAGUUUUUAGCAUGAGCAAGUGAAACAAAAAUAGUAGCAUGCCAGCCUGAAAGCACCUUGUUUGGGAAAGCUAUGUAUAUGCCUGGUGAAAUAGCAUCUAGCUACAUUUACAGCACCAUAAAGGCUUUUUUAUGCCAGCCCUAAGAGAAGGACCAGCAUAUGUUUUUUCUGUGUGUGUAAAUUGGGAUUAUGUGUGCUCUAGUUGAGAUAGCUGGAAUCUUGAAAACUAUCCGUUAUUUAGGAGCUUAUUAUUGAAAAUAAUUAUUUUCAUACAUUGAAGUAUGUGCAAAUGUUAGACUCACCCUCCCGUAACUGUAUAUUUUGUCAAUAUGCUUUGUACACUGCUGUUGCUGGGAUUGCUGAACCUUAGGUUUCACGCCUAUCUCAUAAUUCUGCAGUUAAACUUGUCACAUUCUGUUUCCAUAUCCCUCUAAGGUUGGCUCAGGUUUUAUGAGCUCCUGCAGGAAGCACCACACUGACAUGAUCUGUGUGAAAGCAGUUGAUAGCUAAAUGCAGGAUAUAUGACCAAAGUUAGUCUGUGCGAUAGCUAGUCAAGUUGCUUUUGCACUGGUAAGAUAAAUGCUUCCAAAUCUUCAUUCUGAAUUAGCUUCAUUCAUUGUUCAGAGUUGAUGCUACUUUGUCAUGGUUGAUCAGACAAUCAAAACAAAACGCUUUGUGAACUCGAAUGUCACUGGCUAUUUUUAUUUAUUUCUGUUUUCAGCUAGCCAUGAGACUGGUCCACAGAUACUGGCUUGGCUUGCUAGCCAACCUUUACUUGAUCUUGCAACAUACAUCCUUCCUCAAAUCCUCUGGCAUGCACAGAGGGCUUGGGGGGGGGGGAAGAGUAGAGAUUUCCCCCCUUUUAGCCUUAGUAUGGAGAGAAAUACUGCAACCCAGAAUAUAUUUUUUCCCUGCUGUUUCUUGCCUUUUCCAAUUCUCAGCACAAGUGAGAGUUUAGAGAAGUAUGGGCUACUGGGUUUUAUUUUCAUCAGAAAACAUGAGAAACUCAUAUAUUAUGAGUAAUUUGUAUAUACCCAUCUUUUUGCUAAGAGCCAUGUUUUUUUUAAAAGGAAGACAGUUUUUCUUUACAAAGCUUCCCUGUAGUGGAAUCAUAGGUCCAUAAGUAAAACCAUGCAAUUGCCACAUUGCUUUUACACAUCUAAUAACCUGCUAAGAAUGUUGGCCCUACAUCUGUUGUCAUUCCAUCUUAAAAAGAAAAUGGAAACAUUAUUUCUCCAUUCCCUUGUUGCACCUUGCAUGCUAAGAUUUUUAUGUUUAUUAGAAACAGAAUUAAGCCAGUCUAAAGAAAUUGCAUUGAAUCCAGGUAUUACAAGAUUCGCAGGCACCUACGGGUGUUUCUUUCUUCCCAGUUAACACAUUGCUACAGAUACAAUGUCACUUUUAACAAGGUAAUGCUUAGCUGCUUUCUUAAGAUUUCAUCUUAACUGUUUAGAGCAGGGGUGUAAAAAAAAUGAGUUGGAGGGCCAACUUCUCAGUGAGUAGAUCCUUGGGAACCACAUCCAUUUUUUAAAAAUAAAAAAAGUGAAUCCCAGCACAAUUUGUUAAACAUCUACUGCUGAGUCCCCCCCCCUCACACCACAAUUUCAAGUAUUUCACUGUCUGGUGUAUAUCCCUGACUGGGGCGGGGGGGAGCUAUGAACGAGAAGCUCCUGUCAGAAUCCACUGUCCAAUGGCUCCCUAGUUCAUCUCCCUUGUGUGAGCAUAAUUAAUUUGCUGAGGCCUUUACUUAGCAUGAGAUAAAUUGGAGUGGCAGGCUAGAGCCAUGUCGUCGAUUGAUCUGCUUGCGAGGAAGCAUGCCAGUUUGCCAUUUUUGGCUUCUUGGCUCACAAGACUGAAGUUCUGUGAAAUAUGGUAGGUGUCCUGUGGGCCAUGUUGGGAACCACAAAAAGAUAUGAUAAGGCCCUCAAGCCUUACGUUUGACACCCCUGCUUUAGAGCCUGCUCUUAAAGCUCCCUGAAAUAUUUUUUAAAUGUAACUUUGCAAUCUUUUGUAUGUAUUUUUUUUCUUUCCUUCCGCCUUGGCUGCAAAUUCUCUCAGGUCUCCGCUGGUUCAUCCACCAAGCCAUGGAUGUCGCUCGACUCACAACAGCCCAAUUCACACAGCUACUGGCUCACGGCUUACUCAGAACUUCUCUGUGUCUGUUCCCACUCUCAUCUACACUGGUACGAGACUGCUCAGACUCAGAAGCUGGGGAGAGACAGGCUACAGGCACAGUGACUGCAAAGGGCAGGCAGGCAGGCAGUGUAGGCAGGUACCACAAAACUUUUCUCACUGGGAGUCUUACUCCUGGAAAUAACUACAUUAGUCUUCAUCUGAUACAACAGAGGUGAUAGGCGACUGGAAUUUAAGCAUCUCUCUCUGUACUUUUGCUUGGUGUGUGUGUGAGUUUUUUUCCCUUUCCAGUUAUAAACUGAAAAACCUAAGGUGUGAAAAUAUCCCUUGUCAUGGGGGGAAAAUAUACAUCUUGAUUGGGCUUCAGGCUUAAUCAUGAUGUCCUCAAAGAUGUUUCUGUGACUGAAGUCUUAAUUUGGACAAACAGGUAAGGUACUAUUAAAUGUAACCAAGGUUGUCAAUACAAUGUUAUCAGUCUGGUUUCCUUCUUUGUUUUUAGCUGUGGCACACUGCAGAUGCUAAAGGAUAAGGAAACUUUCUUGGAAAUAUAUAUGUGUGUGUGUAUAUAUAAGUGUCUGUGUCUGUGUGUAUAUAAACACACAGAUAUAUGGUCUGCAAUUGUCUUUGUUUUCCUUUUUGAUAAUCUGGUUCAAAAAAGCAUUUUGCACUGUGAUGGUUUUGAUGGGUUUUACUUUCUUUGCCUGUUUUUCUUGGUUUUUGAUGCUUCAUUCCUCAGCUGUGUAUUCUGUUCUUGUUUUUGUUUUGCUAUCAAAUAUUUGCCAUCUCCCUACAAUAAUGCUGAGUUGUUAAACAAACUUUUUGUUUUUUGGUUUUUUGCCGUUGCCUUUGGCCUCAUAAUCCAUCUUUGCACUUCAGGACAACUAGUGGCCCUUCCCCAUCCCUUCCCACACCCUGUUGUUGGGAUCAUGCUGCUAUCAGCCCGGUCCUUUGGCAUAGGAUCACUGAAUAUGUUUCCACCUUCUUCUGGCAGGAUUCCUUUCAAUGAAGAUCCCAAUCCCAAUCCUCAUUCAUCAGGACCCUCCACCCCUCUGAAAAACCAAAUCUAUUCCUUUUCACCUUCCAAGUCCUACAGUCGACAGUCCUCUUCUUCUGACACAGAUUUGAGUUUGACACCCAAAACUGGUAAGGUGCUGCCACCCACGUUAUUUUGAUUUGUUUAUUUGUUUUGUUUAAUUUGUGUUGUUUCUAUUAGCUUUUUUACUCACUUCCUUUUCUCUGUUUUUUGGCAUGUAAGUUAGCACAACAACCCUAAAAUAGGAGAUCUCUCCUUCUCCAAUAAAGUUUGAAAACUGUCUACAUGUCUAACUCUUAUGAAUUGCUUUUUGCAUUAUUUAGUUUAUGGACAGCUUUUGCAAGCUGACAUAUAGUACAUCAGAAAAUAAUAGAAAGGUCACAAGGAGUUGUCUUUUAAUUUCCUCCACAUCAUAUUGCAAAUUAUGGAGAUAAAUAGUCACCAUAAUAUGUUGGGGAAGUAGUUUCGCAUGUCCUUUUUAACAGUGUCAUACUCAUAAGACUAACUACCUUCUAAUCCAAAUAUGUUUCUGUAUGUGUGCACUUUUUGGCAAUUAAUCACUUGAGCUUUCUAGAAAUUUGGCCAACGGGCUGCCUGCUGAGCUGCUUCCAAGCUAUGUACAAUUGGCAUAGACACCACCUACUUUAAGAUAGUAGUAAAUUCUUGUUAGCAACUUAAGUUUUGAUGUAGAAAACAUUUUAAGUUUUAUUAUUUCAUUUAAGGUAUGGAGUGAAUGCAUGCCAUCUUACAAACACUAAACAAAUGCCAUCAUCCCUUAAUGUUGCUGCUUUACUCUGCCUGCUAAUUCAGUGGUUCUCAAACCAUGGGACAGGCUUCCCUUAGGAGGCAUGAGGCACCAGGAGAAAGGUUGUGAAGUUCCAGUCAGGGAUAGGAUCUCGAAAAUUGUAGUGCCGUCCUUGGGCUCCAACCGAGACCUCAGUGGAGUACCCCUGACAGACAACCUCUCUGAUCAAUGUGGGACUUGAGGCAAAUUGCAUCUUCUCAGGGUGAUUUGACAGACAAGAAACCUAGAAACUGCUACUGCUUUGAUCUUUGAUGAAUCACUAUGCAAAGCUCCAGUUUUCUUUUCUAAAAUAUAUGGGGGGGGUAUUAUCCAGAUCCUUAUGCAUAACAGCAAGUCACUUGCACCUAAUUUAGGUGCAAGGAUCUCUACAGGUUCAUCUGUGGAAAAUAAUUGAUAUUAUGUGCAGAAUGUCGUGGAUGUUUGAAAAGGAGCCUGAGUUCAGAAAGUUUGAGAAACACUGCUCUAACUAUUUGGCUAUGUGCAUUAAUUUUCAUGCAAUCUACUUUUCUUCUUUUUAUCUUUAAGAACAAACUCUGCUAGAAGAUAAUGCAAUUGUUUUGGUUGUCUUUUUGUUUUUUGAAAUAAUAAUUUUAGAAAAUGCUACAGAAUCUCAGCUGUGAACAGCUGUAUUUUAAAUCCGGUUUUCCCCUGCCCCAUUUUGUUGUUGUUGCAUUGAAAAUAUUGUAGGCUGGGGAAACCCAGCUGGAUGGGUGGGGUAUAAAUAAUAAAUUAUUAUUAUUAUUAUUAUUGUAGGUGAAUUUAGUAAUGUUAGGGAGUAUGUUUCUCAUCUGUUUACUCUUAAAAGAGUACAUCUUUAUUUUGUACUUCCUUUGCUAGAUUAAAGGAUACCUACUGCACAUUCCUGUUUAUGUUGAUUUAAGAGGCUAUUUUAACAUGUGGUGUGGAUCUAAACUUGAUCAUACUUUGAGUAGGCCCAUGGUAUCCAUGGGACUUAAAAUAACUUAAGUUGGCUUUGCUGGGUCUAUUUUAAGUGUGGAUCCAACCCAUUGUCUUUACAGAAAUAAAUUAUUUUUCUGUGCUGUUGAAUUUAAAGAAAAGGAAAGAAAUAGUUGGCAUGGCAUUAACUAUUCUUAGAAAGUAGGCUAACAUUUGUGCAUGUGUGUGAGGGAGAGAGAGCGAGAGAGAGACAGGCACGCGCGCACACACACACACACACAUACAUACACACAGAGAGAGACAACAUUUACUGCAUUAGAUCUAAUAUAACUAAUGGGAGGAGCAAGGAUCUCAACAACGUGGCCAAAAUCUUGCACUCACUUACAUUCCUUUGACUUUGGUGAAAUUUAAAUAGGCUAAUUGGCUAGACCAUGGAUGGAAUCCAAAGGGACUCUCAUGCAAAUGGAAUACAUUUCUGCUAAUACCAAGUGUCUGUGUGUGUGGGGGGGGGGGAGUUCUACAUUUUCUUCUGAUUCCUUCCUUCAUCUGCAUCUACCCUGUUUCGUAUCCCAUUCUACUCCUAAUGAACCCGGUCCUUUUCAUUGGCUGAAGCCAGACAGUGUCUGGAAAGUUUCAUUCCGUUAGCAGAAUUCCACUUGGAGUUUGUUGGAUCUCAAACUCUGAAACUAGUUCCAUGAUCUCAAGAGAGGUUUAGACACAUUCUGCUUAAAAAGCAAACCUCUAUAAUGCAUGACAAAUCAAGAAGAGUUUUCAAAAACAGAUUUCAUACUGAAAGUUACUUCCUCAUUCCACUGAUGGAACACUUCACAUCCGCUAAGUGGCACCAUAGGCUACAAUCACGUCUAACCAGAUAGAGUAUACUAAUAGAAAUGAUGGUAUAUAUUCUUUCUAAAUAUAUUACAAGUGUAUAUUGCUAAAAAAGGGUCAAGUUUUGCUGUCAGUGUAGGUUAAGUGUUAGUGAUUAGCAUCUUCAGAAUGCUACUUUGAUGCAGCUUAGUCUUGAUUUAUGAGUGCUGUUUCUUGUUUUUUGUUUUUUGCAAACCAGCAGCGUAAUCUUCCUAAUAAAAUGUUGCUAGCUGUUUUUCUAACACUGGUCAUUACCCUAACAUAUAUGUGGAGGAAAUUGAGAAGAUAGGAACUAAAAAUAAAAACUUAGAGUAGAGCAAACAUGAAAUAAAAAUUAAAGGCUGUGUGGUUCAGGUUAAGAAAUUCCAAAAUUCUUCUGAAAAAGAAAAUGUACAUUUUUUAGGCUCGUGGAAAGUAGCUGUUCAUCAUCUGCAAGCAAAUUUAUUUUGAAUAUCAGAGUUUGAAAUAAAAGUAAAAGCACAUUGAAACCAUUCCUGCUAUUAAGGAAGAACAGUUUAUAAAUGUAUCAUUUGAAUGUGCUCUUCAUUCACAUUGUAGUGCUGUAUUUGUCAUUUCAUUUAUUGUAUGUCAGUAAUAGCUCAUUCAUAUUCUGUUAGGUUGUCUGUUCGUUUUUACAAAAUUUGGUUUUGCUUGAUUCAUUUUGCUUUUUUUCUUUUUGAUUUCUUUUUAAUCAUCUUCUGAAAUCUAUCAUCUCUACUGCUUCCCUCCACAGCACUUUCCCCCCAGGGACCUAGGAUUUUCCUGUAUCCCAGCUCCCCUACACUAUCUUGUGAUUCCCCACAGCUUAAACAGCCCUGUCUCCUUCUCUCUGGGUCUAUCUCUAACCCUCUUCACUCUAGCCAUGCCAACCCAAUUCUGAGGAAAAGUGUUUCUUUCACUGAAGAGCUGCUUCUGGCUGCUUCUGGUAGGAUCAAUCUUAAAUCGCCUUGCUGUUUUUUUUAGUCCCACUAUUGGCGCUGAGGGUAGUUUUAAAGCUUCUCUUGUUUUCGCUGCACACCCUUUUAAAACUCUGAAAACUGCUGGCUGCAUGACGAUAACAAAAGUCUACUCACUAAAUGGGUUUUUCAACUUAAUCAGCUUUCCCCCCCUUUAAAGUUUGGUCACCAUUUAAAGAAACCUCAUCCUUUUUAUACUACAGACUUUUCUCUUUUUUUCUCCAAAAACUUUACCAAGCAUUGGUAAUUGGCUUGUUUUUCAUCAUUAGAUGGUGAUGUAAUAAUUCAUUUCCAGUCAUUUUAAAAUGUUCCUCUGUUUUACCUGGAACAAGCAUUCAUUCUUCCUCUUCAGGCCAUUUCUAUUACUCUGUUGACCAUCAUGUGGCCAUCAGCCAUAUUUGGUUUCUGUCCUGUUUUGAAUACCAUUCCCAAUAUGCACCUCUGUUUUGCCUGUUAUUUCUCUAGAUUGCUUUGCUGAAUACAUACUUGGUUAGUGUUUGUCUACAGUUGGGGUUUUAGUUGUCCUUUCUUCUGCAAAAAUAUGUUUCAUUUCCACAAAUAGUCUUCAUUCCAUUCUGUCUUCGUUCUUAGUAUUGUAUAGUCCCUUGUAAGAUAUUAAAUUAGAUUGACAAUACAGAAUGGGACUAUACAGAUGCUAAUGUUAGUUUCCUUAUCCAAAAGCAGCUAAAAAUAUUUCCUUUGAUUUUUUUCUUUUGUCCUUACUCUAGAAUCUGGCAGUUUUGAUGCAGAUUUAACAUGUAGAUUACCAAUAUAAGUUCAAACACUUACAACCACUUUCUGCUUGCAUUGUUUGCAUUUGUGAAUUUGCAAGUGGUUAAAAAAUUCCAACCAUUUCAGAUGUUUUGUACAAAAUUAAUGUGUGAAUGGGUGGGAAAUCUUACACUUUACAAUGAGCUUAUCUGUUCGAAUUGUGGGUUUCUUUUUACUUGCCUUAUUUUAAACAGAUUAGUUUUUAGUCUAGUAUAGGAUGGUGUUUAGUGUAUGCAUCAGUAUCUGAAUUGUCAACGGUAUGGCUGUCCACAUUUAUUUGAGAUAGGAAUGCCUUUAAGGGAAGCAAGGGGCUGAGAGGCCCCCCCCCCAAUUUUCAAGGAAGUGGACAGGCCCCCUCAAUAUUCUGCAGCAAUGUUCGCACACUGUGUGCGCAUGCCAUGUGACGUGCGCACAUCACUCUCAAGCUGCACAGUGUGUGUGUGACAUGUCAGCAUGUCGCACAGCGUACGCGAAUGGUGUCAGUGUGUUGUGCACGCACGGUGUGCGCACGUUAUGUGGUACCGACCCCCCUCAAUUGCUGGGGCAAGCCGGUGUGCCUGAUUUGAGAUAUUUAGAGUGCCAGUGAUGUUCUGUUUUGUAAGUACUACUUGCUAAUGGGUAAGACCCCUUUAUUUCAGUGAGGCUUGCCCAGAAGCAGUUUCUGGUGGGUUAUUUCUUACGAGAGAGAAUAUGCAGUUCACCACUGGAAUUGUUAUGAUUUUUAGACGAGACUGAUCCAUAUUGGUGUAAGGAAACUAGGCAGCAUUGAAACAAGCCCUUAGCAAGUAUAUUGUAAAAAAAAAAUACUGGCUUUGAUAGUAGAAAUUGCAUUAGAAACACAGGAAGCUGCCUUCUGCGAAGUUAGACCUUUGGUCCACCUGCCUACACAGGCAGCUUCUCUCCAGAGUUUCAAGCAGAAAUACUUUCCUUUCCCCACCUGCCGAUGUCAGAGAUUAAACCUUUGCAUGUUUUCUACCCCUGAGCUGUGGCCUUCCUUAUUAUUUUAGAUCCUUCUGUGUGAACACUGAGGUGUAAUGCCCCUAAAUGCUUUAAUACUUUACCCUGAAAAUUUUACUGUAGAAACAAAAAAUGUUCACAGUUGCACGUUUGCCUUUCUAAAUGCUCUGGGCUCAUGUGAAUAUCAUAUAGUGCAAAUUUUUAGGGGUCCACAUAAACUCUAAGGUUUAGACCACUGUUUUGGUGCAAAAAUGUUCUAUUACUCUGAAACUUUUGAAAAGAGAAGUACAUAAAAAAUCCAAUUAAUGUCAGGAGAAGAGAGUCACAAUCUUUUGCCAACAGUACACUGAAACCUCUAAAACGAUAGGUUUUACUUAACCACAAUUUAUGAGCAUGUUGACAGAUUUUUUAUUCUAAUUGAUGACCUGCUUGUAAAAGUUAGAGCUUGAAGCCUGAAGUUCCCAGUAUUAUCAGUGAAAGAAAGAACAAACUAUGUUUAAAUCUUUCGACCUUCUACAGUUUUAUUUCUAUCUACACUAAAUCUCUUUUAAUUUUUCUGUACAUGUUGAUGGAAAAUUUUGCCAUCUUUUUGCUGCAUUGGAUAAAUAAAAAUACAUUGUUAGGUCUUCUCUACAAUUAGAAAUAAAAAGACUGACACAUUGUAUUUAUCAAAAUAUUUUUUUUUGUGCAAAGGUACAUGGUAAAUGAUUUUGACUUUCCGAAUCUUGCAAGUUUGACUUUCAUAAUUCUUACAUUUGCAUGUAUAUGCCAUGUUUUUUAAAUGAAAAUUCAGUAUAAUAUAUUAUUUAGCUGUUUGAUAUGACUGCUUACUUACAUGCUGAUAUCCUUUAGGAAUGGGCAGUGGGAGUGCUGGAAAAGAAGGGGGGCCAUUAAAAGCUCUGUUAAGACAGCAAACUCAGACGGCUUUGGAGCAAAGGGUAAGAAAAGCAUGAUAAUCCUAUUUUUAACUUGCAUGUCAGAACCCGCCACUGUGGAAAUGUCUCUUUAUCAACUGCUAAUUUCCUUGUUCAUUAAACAACUGUUAUUUCCUUGUGUUGAUCCUGAACUGUAUGGGAUUUAAUCCUUGUUCAGAUGGGAGAAUUAGAUAUUCAAAACAAGGACAUGCCAUGGAGUAUUCCACCAUAAGUAUGUACAGUAUUAUGUGUUUCUGUCCUUUCUCACAAUUUGAUAAACACUGUUGGAUAUCCAUACUCAGACUCUAGAAAGCUCUAAAACAGAAUUUAAAAAGCUAAAUCUUCAUGUAAAUGAAUUUGUGUGCCAUGUCAAAGCAGCUAUAACCUCCACCUGCUCCCUAAGCUUGUAUUUUUUAUGAACUAGAACUAGAACUAUAAGUACAUUCUGCCUAAUGCAGCCUUUCUCAACCUGUGGGUCCCCAGAUGUUGUUGAACUACAACUCCCAUCACCCCUAGUUAGCAAGGCCAGAGCUCAGGGAUGAUGGGAAUUGUAGUCCAACAACAUCUAGGGACCCACAGGUUGAGAACCGCUGGCCGAAUGGAUCUAAGCUCAACUGGAUACCUGCACUUAAAUUCUUUGUGAAUUUCUGAUUUCUUCACUAAAGACAAACUUUUACUUGUGUUUAGAGGACUGUACCAAAUGUUAUAUACUUAACACUGUAUAUGCACACACCAUUAAAAUGUGGAUUGAUUCUAAAAUGAAUAGCAACAUUAAGUUUGUAUAAAUUGGAUGAUUCUCUUUUCAUUUCUUGUGUUACCCAUUGCUAAGGGAGGAUCGCCUCAUAGGUUCUGUAGAAGGCGGGUAUGUUCCAAAUCAUUGUGUGACAUUUCUUUUAAGCCCUCUCUUUUUGUGUUAAUUUUAUUUUGAAACCCCUUUCGAGUUCAGAGUUACAUUUUAGGAAUUUGGGAUUGUUUGUUAAUAGUAUUAUUUCCAGAUUCCCCUUAGAAUCCUUCGGAUGCAAAUUUAUAAAGAUUUUUCCUCAGAUCAUUUAACAAAUCCAAAUCCUCCUGCUUAACCAAUAGUCCGCAUGACUGUACAUUUCAUUUAACUUUUCAUUUCAUUUAAAUAGCAAUUCAUAUUGUUUAUUUUGUAAUGUUUAAUUUGAAAAUAAACUAACGCAAAAAGGAAGUUUUUACCCUGUGCCCCUGUCUUAGUAAUUUAAAUGUUUUGUGGGUUUUUAUAUGUUGUUCGGGUUGAUAAACUUUAUUUUUAUUUUAAACUCCCUUUGCAAGCUUUUAAUACUUUGAUGAAUUCUUUAUUAAUAUGUUUAUUAGUCAUGAACAAUCAUUGUAAAUGAGAUACAACUUUGAAAAAGGCUAGGUUUAAAAUGUAUCUUUAAAAAUGCCCUAUACCUUCACACCAAAGAGUAUGCAUAUAAACUCUGUGUGAUGGUACAUUGUGGGUCUAAUUGGCAUAGUUGAAAUAUGCUUUAAUUUUACAUCUGCUUCUGUUUUCCCCUCUCCAAUCAAACCAUUUGUUAGUCAUCUGUAGUGCAACAAACCAAGUGUUACAGCUAUGUUUCUUCUAUUGAUUUUUGUGUGGAUUAUGCAGAAGUGUUUGUCCCUGUAGCCUGUACCAGUUUUAGGGGUUAGAUUAUAAGCCAGUAAUGUGGCUAGGAAAUAAUUUCCAGGGGCUGGUUCUGAUGUUACAUUCCCUACUUAAGGAAUGUAAGAAAAUGGCUGAAGAUGUAUUAAUGUUUGUUCUGAAUUAUUAUAUGUGCAAAAAUAUACUCCCAAUACUAAGAAAAGAAUAUCAUGGCAAUGAACAGCUUAAAAUCAACAAUAAAAUUACAUUCAUAAAACAAGUACUGUACAAAAACGCUGCCAAUCAGCAAUCAUUUUAAUACAUCAACUUAGUAGGAUUACCUGUCAGAGAAGGCCUAGGUGAACAGAUGAGUUGGAUUAAAGGGACAUCUAGUUCAAAACUCUUCUCUCCUAAAGCAGCCCCCUAGAUGUCCCCAGGUGCCUCUUAAAUUGGAAAUAGUAUAAGCAAAGUCUUAGAUUGCUCAUACAUACUGGUAUGCUGUGUUGUGUGAUUGCACAGCUGGCUUUUUAUUUUUUUAAAAAAAAUCCCAUCGACUUACAGUACAAGGAACUGGAGUGGAAAUGGGUUGAGAGCUCUUGUGAGAUGAUUUAUUGUUGAUGUCUCCUGUGCAAAUGCAUUUUGCAGUCUUUUUAUUAUGCCUUUUUAAUUGGAAUACACGGGACGUAGGGCUCUUGUUGGCUAUUGGUCAUGAAACCUCUACAUUUGGAGACUAUAUAACUCUGAAUAUCAGGACUAAAUAUAAUUAGAAGUCAUGAGAUUAAAAUGUAGAUGGCAUGGGACAGGCCUAUGUAUCAUGAGCUAGAAUAUGGCAGAUGCCAAAAUUAUGGUUGGUUUAUAUAUUGAUCUUGUUUGCAAAUUACACUAAACCAUGGUUUGUGUUGCAAGGAAGAGCUGUAGUGAGUCUUGGGCUUGUGCCCUCUCCCAUCUUGUUUCAGGCAUGGAGAUCAGAAACUUCUGUUUUAGAUUAUCCACAGUUUAGCAUUAUAUCCAAAGCCUAAACAGUGGAUAAUCUUAACUGUGCUUAGUGAAAACAAGUCAGUUUCAUAAACUAUGCUUUGAAAUUGUCUUGUUUCCAAUCACCAUAGUUAAGACUGACCACAGUUUGUCAGGGUUUGGGCAACACAACAAGAUGUGGUUAAUGUAAAACAGAAGAAAAACUUAUGAAUGCCUCCUCACUGCCACCCUGGAAGAAGACGAUGGUGGUGGGGGAACACACAGGCCAAAGGCUUGUUGCAGAUCAUCCUCAUGGUUUAGCAUUACAAGCAAAUGAUUCAUUGCAUUUUUGAACUGGAAAAAAAUGAGAUGGCUUGAAAUAAUCAUGGUAAUGCAGGCUUAGAGGUUGCAAGAGUUGAAUAUCUUUUUUAUUUUCCUUGUUCUUAUCUCUUAUUUCUAUUUCCCAUCUCAUUUUAGAACUGCCUAUGAAAUCUUGUGGGUUAGAUAUCUAGCUCUUUAAAAACACCAUACCUCUCAGCAAAAACAAAUAUUCUGAAAUGCUAAGAAUUGCAUAUUUUCUUUUCAGACUUUUAGAAGGUUUUUCGAAGUUUGUGCUUGGCUUGUUAAUGGCUUCUUGGCUUCUUCCAUGCUCCCCCUCUUUGUACUGCUUUUUAUAAUCUAAGGAAGAAUGUUAAUGCUAUGUAACUGAAUCAGUAGAUUAUCCAGAUUGUGAGCUUUAUAGUAUGAAAGUAGAGGCAUCUGUCAUUUUUCAUGUCAUAGUAAGAUGUGAUAAUGAUUAUUUUCUCCUUUCCUUUGCACUUACCAAUCAUAGGAACAUUAUGAAAUAAACCAUUGUUGCAUGAACUUCCAUUUAUUUUUUGCAUUGAUGCUGUAGAACUGGCAAAUGGAAACCCAUCUUCUUUCCCCCCAUAAACAUGCUAUAUAUUAUUGUGUGCAGAUCUGCAUUAGACCAACCCAUUUGGGGCCAUCUCUGUUUAGAGACAAAAAGAUAAUCUUGCAUAAAAGAUAUAGUAGAACUCUUGUUAUCUGAAUCUUAUUCUCUAGAUUCAGUUUUAUCCCUCAAGUAGAGUAGCCAUGUUCAAGAAAAAACUUCGUGAUACAUUUUAAAGUUGCAUUCCUCUUUAUUAUUCUUUAUGGGUUUUUGUUUGUAAAUUCCAUUUGUUUAUGGGCUGUGUGAUCACACAGAACAUUUUUAGUUGCCCAGAAAUUUCUGCUUGCUGGAGUCAAGAUUCCCUCCCCCCUUAUCUUUGCAUCUCUCUGAACAUUAGCCUUGUGGUUUUGGAAAGAGUGGUGCUACUCCUCUACUUGUGCUUCAUGUUCAGACUCACUCCUGCCAUCCCUUUCCUCUUUCCUAUCCGUUCAUUUGCUCCUUGUAGCCCUUCUCCUCCUGCCCUCUUGUGUCUGGAAAGCAGAUGUACAUGAUUCGAACUUAAGGUUGCAAUGGGAAGGGGAACUGCAGCCUGCAAUCACCUAGUGUAGCCUAAACCUAGUUUAUGCCAAUGCAUGGGUGUUUCAUGCUGUGUUAGGGAUCAGUAAUGCCUGUAAAAUAAUUUUAACUUGACCACCAUUCCAAGUAUUGUGGGUAUAUUUGCCUCUUGGUUAUGGGAGACUAAUCAAAUAAUAUUUUCCUAAGGCUUCUUCUCAAACAUCCUGUUGCCCUGGGCUCCUGGAAUAAAUAAUAAUAAUGCAUAAUAAGGAUAUUUUCUGAAAUGAUGGGCCCAAAUUAAUUUACUGUGUUUCUGGAUGUGCUUAAUGAAAUAAAACACUCUAGCAGCCGAAUCUCAGGAGCUGCAGAAACAGUGACAACAGUCAUUAUCAUAAUAGCACAAGGUACAUCAUUACACUAGCAUUGUAGAUUGAAAUUUCAGCACAAACAUGGGGGGGGGGUCACUGUAAUAUGAUCUGAUUGAAGUUAAGGAAAAAUCCAGGACUUUAUUAGGUCCUAGGUUCAGCAUUUUUCAAUACAUUCUCCUCUCAGAGUAAAAAGACUGUUUAGCACCUAUUAAAGCAUUUGUUUGUCUUUUAAUUGCCAUAGUAUAAUGACUCUUUGAGGUCCAGUUUCUGCAAAAUAAAGGCAAAGUCUUUGCAUAGUGUAUUUGUUUUUUAUGAGGCAAAAAAUAUGGAGGGUAAAGAAGAUACCUAACUGCCAGAACAAAGAUAGACUAUAGGAUUCCCAGCACGGUUCGCUGAGCAUUUACUUAGAAGUAAAUUACUGGUUUCCAUGUGAUUUAAACCCAGUAUGGUUUCAACAGCAGCUGUAGUAGUAGUAGUAAUUAAUGUCUUGAGCUCCCUGGAAGAAAGGAAGGGUAGGAAUGUAAGAAUUAAAUGUAAUUAAAUGUAAGAAUUAAACAGGACUUACAAGUAAACACCACUAAGAUCAGGCUCUAAGUCUCCUAAUAAUAUCUCUACAAUACUCCCUGAUCCCUCUUAAUGUACUCACUAGUACAUUUUAUUGAGUCCAGCACGAUGUGCCCAUUCUGGGCUUUAGGAUUCUAGUGUCACAAUAUAUAGUUAACAUUCCUGCCCAGCAGCAGCAUUAUGAGGGGGAAAGUAGUGUCUUAACUGCUUUUGAGAUGUCUGCUAACCCCACAGCGUGUUGGGUCUGUGGAUGGCAUACAUUUUGCUUGUUUAAUGCAUAGUGUAAAUCUUUAAAAAGCAUUUUGCCAACUGUUCUGCUUUGCCUGUGUUUCAAGAGAUACUUGCAUGUUGAUUGGUGAACAAUAGGCCAAGCCCUUAAGAUCAACUAUAAUUUCUUCCUUUUUUCUUCUUAUCGGAACAGGAAUUUCCUUUUUUUACUUUGACGGCCUUUCCUUCAGGCUUCCUUCUUCAUGUAGGCGGUGUUGUCAGUGCUCGCUCAGUGAAGCUCCUGGAUCGCAUUCACAAUCCUGGUAUGUUACAGGAAUAAAUCUUGAUAUUUUGUUGUGACCUUGACACUCUGUAUAUUUAUAUAUAUUUAUUGGAGGUAAGACCUUGCAAAAUGUUUUGAAGUGAAAUAAACAAAGCUUUAGCAAGACUUUUUCCCAACAGCCUUCUUGUAAAUGUUUUCAAUGUCAUCGAGCUAUUUAAUUAUAAUGCCAGUGAUAUAUAACAACAGAAUCAAUGACAGAACUGAAUUCUCAAAUUGUAAAUCUUACUAGGACUCUCAAGAGAAAGUGUUCAAGUGCAAACUUGGAUGUUUUUCUGUUUCAGCUCUUUUUAAAUGUUUGAAAGUUGGCUAUUGAGGAUACUUCCAGAACCUAGGAACAGCAUGCCUAAUUUUUUUGUGAUGAAUCAAGGAAAAUUGCAUAAAUUAUCCUGAGAUUUCCCUAGAAUAUUCUCUAAACAUGAACAGAGUAAGAUUUGGAAGUGAGGAACUCCAUUUUUCAGCAAGUUAGAGGCAAGAGGUUAGAAAUGCCCUUAUUCAAACGGUGAGCUCCCAGCCUCUGGUCCGUUCCUCUUAGAACUAGAAAGCAAGUGUUUUUCCAUUUAGCAUUACCCAUUUCCCAGUCAGUCUAAUCUUUUUUUCCACUGGGCUUUAGUUAGGAUAGGAAAGGGUGUAAAUUAGAGUUUGGUGGUGUCCCGUUUACUCUAGACGAGCAGAGAAAGAGGAGCAAAAGAGGUUAGGUUUGGAGAUCCCAGAGGGAAUAAUUCCCUAGACCAGGGGUAGUCAACCUUUUUAUACGUACCGCCCAUUAAUGCAUCUUUCUUGAUGGUAAAGUUUCCUUACCGCCCACCAGUGCUCGAUGGAAGGAGGAUUCAGCUUGCACCGUAGAACCCCCUACCGCCCACCUAGAAUCCUGAAACGCCCACUAGUGGGUGUUAGGGACCAGGUUGACAACCCCUGCCCUAGACUCCUCCCUUAAAGAAACAUUUCACUCUGCUUUUCCUUGGAUAGAUUCAAAGUGUGAUACUGGGAACUUAGUUGCCCUUUCCCCAAUCAGGAACUUCAGCAGUGGCCUCAGUUAGGCCACACAUAUCAGUUUCUUUAGACUCACAUCAUAGACUACAACCCUGCUUCAGUCUCCUGUUACUCAGAGUAAGCUGUGGAGCCCUGUGGACUCAGGAAGGAGGGAAGGAAUAAAGCCCUUGAGCUUAAGGUCCUAAAGGAAAAGGAGCAAGUGCCAUUAAUGCCACAAAUCUAAUUGUAAACAUAAAAAAUAAGAGUUAUCUGGUGGGCACUAGGACACAACCAGAUGAGAUUGUAGUCUUCCUGUUGCUUGAGGCAAGAAAACUCCGAAGGAAGGUCUCAGCCCUCUGGGAAUGUCAGUUUGUUUUCCCACCUCAGUUGCAGCAGAUCUAUAUUCACUUACUGCUCUUCUGGCCUUUGCUCCCAGUUCACCAAGUUGUCAUUUUCACUGUUUCUGAGACUUCAGAGUGAUUGCAUUUAGUUACUGUGUUUCAAUGUUUCAGUGUGUUGGGAAUUUUAUUUUCAGUCAGUUGUCAGUUAAGCUACCUCAUUGUGGUGUGUCUCUUAUUAACUGCCCUGUUACCUUUCCUAUUUAAUUGAGAUCCUGUUUAUUCAAAUUAACUGAGUCUUUUAAUUCAUUCCUCUCAUUUAUUAAUUCAUUAUUCCUCUCAAUUCAUUAAUUGUGAAAAUUGAUUUUACUUGAAUAAUUAUUUUGCUUGAUUGAAGAAAUUAACUGAACCCUUAAAAAAGCACAGCCUCCCAUUUAUAAUCCUUCUCGACUCCCCUAUCUUGCUGCUGGGUAAAGGCUGUGAACAGUUCUAGGUAAAGGUAAAGGGACCCCUGACCGUUAGGUCCAGUCGUGGCUGACUCUGGGGUUGUGGCGCUCAUCUCGCUUUAUUGGCCAAGGGAGCUGGCGUACAGCUUCCGGGUCAUGUGGCCAGCAUGACUAAGCCGCUUCUGACGAACCAGAGCAGUGCAUGGAAACGCCGUUUACCUUCCUGCCGGAGCGGUACCUAUUUAUCUACUUGCACUUUGAUGUGCUUUCAAACUGCUAGGUUGGCAGGAGCAGGGACCGAGUAAGGGAGCUCACUCAGUUGCAGGGAUUCAAACCGCUGACCUUCCGAUUGGCAAGCCCUAGGCUCUGUGGUUUAGACCACAGUGCCACCCGUGUCCCUGCUGUUCUACCGACUGCUAAAUACCAUGUGCUUUAAAGAAAGGUUCUUCUGCCUUUGUGCAGGAGCUAUGUUGAUAGAGGGCAUAGUAGCACCAAUGGCCCAAUUCCUCUCAAGAAGCAAGGUGUUGGAGCCAAGUCAACAAGGCAUGCAAAUAGAUGUCUGCCACUUGAAGGUGAAGCAGCACACCAUGACCAACCCCUUAGUAGCAGUGGCAGCAGUGGGCAAGGAGAUGGUACAGAACCUGAUUGGCCAGCAGUGGGCAGAGGAGGUGGCCAUCAGCUUCAGAGCUUGUGUACAGGCAAACCAGAUACAAUGGUGAAUGUCAGCAAACACCAGUGAAUCACAGAGAUGAGAAACUUUCUGCAGAUGAUAGAGGAUCUGGGUCAGCCCCAGAUCAACAGGUCUUGUUGAAUUCUGAUAGCUCUUUAGGGUUUAUGGCUAUGGAUUUUGAAGAACCCCCCUUGCCUGUAGCUCCAGUGUUUAUGAGUGCUUCAAUGCAAUUCAGUUGCUUUGUCUGUAUAAACAAGAAGAUCUACUACUCCCUCUGCUCAGUGUAUUGUACAGCAGUAAGCUGUUAUUUUCUCCUAACACCUGUCACAUUAAAACUAAUACACGCUUAAUGACUGAGAUUUCAGCAGAAUUAGUCACAGCAAAACAGUAUUCUACCACCACCCUUCCUAGGCGAGUUGCAGCUUGCAUUUUAUCUGACAUACAUGUCAACUGUCACUGCAGACUUUGAGGCCCAUUCCAUAGGGGCUGUUGCCACUUCAGCGGCAUUUUCCACUAACAUACCUCUUCAGGAGGUUUGUGGGGCAGCCACUUGAGCUAGUCGGAGCUCAAUUACUAGGAAUUAUAAGAAUUAAGAUAAACAUUUCUGCAGAGGCUGCAUUUGGGAGGUGAAUACUUCCGUGGGAUCUUCCUACAUAUUAAGCAGCCAGCACCUACCCAUACAUGUCAGGGUUAGCUUUAGCGCAUCCCGCUUUAUGGUGUCUAGUGCCUACUAGAAAAGGGACUAUUGGUUCUAUAUGAAAGGUGUUUUUGAGUGGCCACUAGAACAUCCACAAUACAUCCUAGACUGACUGACAAGCUUAUAGUUAAGAUUUGGUGUUAGGUGUGGACUGUCCAUAUAUUAACCUUGUGUCUUUAUAUGUUAUAUGUAGUUGUCUUAAUUUUUGGCUGUGGUGUUUGUUAGUUGAAUGGUUGGUCUUAGUACAGUGGUGCCCCGCAAGACGAAUGCCUCGCAAGACGGAAAACUCGCUAGACGAAAGAGUUUUCCGUUUUGGAGGUGCCUCGCAAAACGAAUCUGCUAUGGGCUUGCUUCGCAAGACGAAAAUGUCUUGCGAGUUCCUGGGUGUUUUUUUUCCUUUCCCCCCUCUUUUCUAAGUCGCUAGCCGCUUAUCUGCUUAUCCGAUAAGCUGAUAAGCUGCUAAAGCCGCUAAAGCCGCUAAUAGCGCUAAUAGCGCUAAUCCGCUAAUCCCGUCAAUGGGCUUGCUUCGCAAGACGAAAAAACCGCUAGACGAAGAGACUCCCAGAACGGAUUCUUUUCGUCUUGCGAGGCACCACUGUAUUAAGCAGUUUUUGCACUUGGCCAGAAGGUGAACUGACAUUCUAACGGAAACUCCAAGGGAGGGAUAAGAGAUUGCUUUCUCUGGAGUGAUAACAUUUUCCCACCUCAAGCAAUGGAAGGACCACAAUCCCAAAUGGUGAUAUCCUAGUGCCUACUCAGAAACACCCUUCAGAUCAGUCCCUUUUCUUCUAAUUCCUCCUUAUUCUUCUGUACUGUUCCUGCUCUAAGGAGUUCUGGAGAAGACUGGAUAGUUAUGGGAAAGGCAAAGAGCCAAUUAAGUAUUCUUCAUGUGGAACUUUUCCUAAUAUUAACUGUUCGACAGAUCCUGUCCGUAUGAUGAGGGCAACUCCAAAACCUUCAUUCCCCAAUAAAGGGGGAACUCUAGUAGUGGGACAGCUCUUGUCAAAACAGGGACUCUGUUUAAGCUUAUUAAAAGGGGGAACCUCUCCAGUUUCAAUAGUACAGUGGUGCCUCGCAAGACGAAUGCCUCGCAAGACGAAAAACGCGCAAGACGAAAGAGUUUUCCGUUUUUUGAGUCGUUCCGCAAGACGAAUUUCCCUAUGGGCUUGCUUCACAAGACGAAACGUCUUGCGAGUUCUUGCGAGUUUGUUUCCUUUUUCUUAAAGCCGCUAAGCCGUUAAUAGCCGCUAAGCCGCUAAUAGCCGCUAAGCCGCUAAUAGCUGUGCUUCGCAAGACAAAAAAACCGCAAAACGAAGAGACUCACGGAACAGAUUAAUUUCGUCUUGCGAGGCACCACUGUACUGAAUGCAAAAAAGAUAGUUGCUUUCCCUUAGAAGUACUUUGAGAGAAUUAUCACUUAAGGUAGUGGAUGUACAGGCUCCUUUUACUUCCUAGCCUCUGGAAAUAACCAAAGUAUUUCCUGGUUCUACGCAAUCAUUUUUUCAAGUUUCAUUUCCACCCUUCCUUGCCCAGGUUUUGGUCUGAAUGGAAGACUCCAUCAGCAGCAAAACCCAGAAACAAGUUGAGAUAUUGAUUGUGUCCCCUUCCUAAGGACAUCUCUAAUCCUUUAAUAGCCCCUAAAGUGGAUGCUUCUGUCACUGACUUGUUUUCUAUGACAGUUUGCAUUGAUUUGUAAUUGAUUUCCUAGCAAGGUAAAUGUCAGAAAGGUAAAUGUACCCCCAGAAGAAGCUUUAUGUCAUGACAGCUGCUCGUAAGGCAUUGACUGCAGGAAUCAGUUUGUUUCUGUGGGCUAAUCAGCCAGCAUCACUUCUGAUAACCUGUUUUUUGAUGGUCAUGGUAAGCUGUCCUUGGCAUCAGCUUGGGAACAAAUGCUAUUCUGCAUGCCUUCAGAUUGUUUUGUGUGAACCACAGUGGCUAAUAUGGUUGCUUGGCUUGGUCACCAGAAGGCCCUCUGUUCAUGUCCAAAGAGAGGAGAUUCUUUCUUUCUUGGUAGAUCUCCGUUUUGAUAACUUUCAUCUCACCUAAUCCAUUUCCAACUAGGUAUAGACUUAGGUAUAAAUAGAUGGUUCUUGUUUCUGUUUUUCUCCUUGAUGAAGUCUUGUGUUUUGGUGUUGUAGACUGAGGACUGGGAGACUUUUCUUUUGGGUAAGGUCAUUUUCUAUGUCUAACUUUUGGAAGAAGAGGACUUCCCACUUCAGAAAAAUUCCUCUGUUCCUGUCCAGAUUGGAUAUUGGUCAGAUCAGACACAAUCUCCCUUUUGCCUCUAACCAAUAAAGAUAUGCCCAUGUCCAAGCUCCUUAACAGAUCUUGUGCGUAUCUGUGGAGGUAAUACCUAGUCAGCAUGCAAAAGGGAAAGCUGCCUGUGGGGAAUUCCCCUGUUUCUAGCAGUUCAAGUGGGCCUAGGUUGUGUGCAUUGGUCUGGCCCUGUUUGGAGAGUAGAUGAUUCAUGCCUAAUAUUGCACUUGUAGAGAGAGCCUUCUUAUUCAGUUGAGACCCCAUCGCUUCCAACAUGCAAUUAGUUCCAGCCAAGCUUUUUCUGCUGUGAAAUUUUAAAUGUUUUAUACGUUAGCCACAAAAGUUGAAAUAUAGCCAUUUAAGUACUUUUCCCUUUUCAUGUCUCAAUACAUUAAUGAAUCCUACAUAACUUGAGAAAAUCUCUGUGUAGCAUGAAAAGAGAAAGGACAAUUUCAUUGGAACAUUUUCCAAUCUAAUUUCCUGUUUUUUUUAAAAAAAAACAUUUAAAAAAUAAAAGAAAAAUGCUUCAUAAGAAAACAAAGGAAAAUCUAGAGGCAGGUGAGAGAUGCUUGUGCUGAUAAAAUGCUAAUGGCUAUUCAAAAAUAGAUUCUCACAGAACUGAAGCAACACAGUAGUUCUGAAACUGUCCUGCCAUUUGCUGUCUUUCUUUAAAACGUUAUGCUAUCAUUUCUGCUCAAAUAAUAUUAACUGAUAAUUCAAGAGAGAAAUACAUGAACUGCCAGAUGAAUAAGUAGGGAAACAUAGAAAAGGACUUUUGAAGCAUGGUAUUGGUAAUUGCGUUAAUCUUUUUUUACUUGAUAAAUAUAGCUAGAAUAAUACAGCAUGAUCCUUCCAUCCACCUUUUCUAUUUUCACUCUCUUAUUAACUUUGCUGUCUGUGUCUUUCCAGUUCCUGUGGAGUGGUAUUAAUCAGUUGUGUUCUUGUUGGUGGUGUGCUGUUUUUUUUCUUUCUUGCUUUCACUAUUCUGCUAAAACUGAUCUACUAAUUUGCUGUUUUGAACUCAGCCUUUGUCGGAAUUAUGGGUAACACAAGAUCAUACAAACUGCUAGACUGGAAUAGUUUCAAUUCAGGUAUUUUAUUAGUCAUUCAGUACUACAUACGCUGACAGAAAUUAUGGCAGCUCAGUGAAGUCUUAUUAGAAAAACGGUAGCUUGUUACCAAGUUAAUAUUUCAAAUUUUAAUUAUUUUUUAUCUUGAAAAUUUGCAAAAGAAUUUUCAGUUUCAGAACGUUAAACUCUACCAUUAAAUUAAAUCUGAUUUAGUUCCUUGAGAACCUCCCUCAGCCAACCCUUUGCACCCAGAUAAAUCUAAUGAGGUCAUGCUCCAUGUUCUGUCAUUUGUGGAAGGGUCUCUUCUUUGACAUCUCCAUUAGAAUGUCCUUCCCUGAGAGACAAUGUUAACCUUUUGAAAGCAACCUAGGAUCUUUUUGUCCCAACAGGCAUUUGUGGACCUGGGGAGUAUGUGGGUAGUUCUUGCUUCUGUUUGGGGGAUUUUGAGAGAUUUAAAAAAAUGUAUCAUAUCAUUUCCAUGUGCAUUUCUUUAUUUUUAAAUGAGCCAAAGUGCUGAAGAACAGAGUGGAAAUAUAGCAACUGCCAAAUUACCAAGCCAAAUUCUUUUGACAUAAUGGAAAGCCCCUUGCAUGCUUCAAAGUAACAACAUUUUAUAAAAAUUAUCAUUUCAUAACAUUUUCCAUUGGAAAGCCUACAGACUGGCAGCCACCAGAGUCACAUCUAUAACCAUGGUGUUAUAUUCUCUUGAUUUUCUGUCUUAUAGGAAUGGGUGGGGAGAAGGGCGUCCGUUGGAAAUUGUAUGCUUUCUUAAAAAUCCAUAAGAUAUAUUUUUUAAAGGAACACUUUAUGAAAACGUAUAAUGGAAAUAAAAGAGAGGGAUCAGAUAGUUCAGGGCCUGGGAAGUGCUAUGUUCAGAAGUCUGAAUGGUGAAGAAAUACUUCUAGUGUACUGGUCUAUACCUGAAUAAUGUAACUGAGCUUGAGGGUGGUAGGUCUCAUGGAGAAGAAUACUGUUGCAAAUGCUUUAGUUCCACAACACAGUAAUUUUGGAAGCACACACACACACACACACACACACACACACAGCCCUUCCCAUUUUGUAAGUGUGUGCAUGGAUGCAUACAGGAAUAAAAAGUUUCAAUAAGCUAUUGGUGUCGGAGAGAACAAAAGGGUAAUUAAAACCAGCUUCCAGUGACAAGGUUCAAAAUACACACAAACACGCCAAAAUUCAAUCAACAAAUCCAUACCAUAUUGUCAAUAUGGUAACAGUGUGAAUGAACCUAUGAAAUUUAAAAUGUUAUAAUUAUUAUUUUUUACUAAUAGUAAUUUAAUUGUGUUAAAAUUAUUUGAUUUCAUUCCCGUUUUAUAAAAUAACUUUACACUUAGUGGGCUGCCUAUAUUUAACUUCUGAACACUUCUGAUCCUUGCUUAUAAAAAAAGUCAAAGAUGUCAUCCUGUGCCCACUAACCUUGAGAGUAAACCCAUUAAACACAAAAGUGACUUACUUCUAGGUAGGCAUUUAUACUAUUGCACUAUAAGUUAACCAUACAAUGAAUUCUUAAUGAAUGCCUGGAUUUCAGCUCCUACACAGCAAGCAACGUGCUUAAGCAUCUUUGCAUUUGCUAUUCAGCAGGGGCAGGGGGGGUACUUUAACAUCCACCCACACUUAUUGUGUUAUAUGUAGUGUUUGCAUAAAAUAGCUUCUAAUGAGUGCCUGAUCUCAGAUGAACCCAUCAUAGGAAAUAUGAGUCCUGGUUGCUAGAAAGUAAAGGACAAACUACAGAGAUUUCAAGGAUUAGAAAUGAGACAGAAACAGGAAAUAAAUGUGAACUAAAGAGAGAAAAGCAGCAACUAUUCAGGAUUCUGGGGAUUCCUAAAUCCUGAUGUCCAAAAAAAGCACGCAUGAGUCAUAGGGUCAACUUCACUCAUUAGCUGAAUUCACUGAAAGCAAGAGCAAUAAUUUUGGCUCAUCUCACAGAAAUCACUUAGAAGGUUCCCUACACAUUUUGCUUUCUUACAUUCUAGGAAGGUUAGAGACUUACUUUAAAGAAAAUGAAAGCUCAGAGUCUGGCUCCCCUGGUAGUAUGAGCCAAUUGCACAAUUCUAAUCUGGUCAUGGUUGAUGUCCUGAGCUUCCUGAUCAGGGCUUGUUCUCUUUUGUUUAUCUAGACUUUCAGGAUACCGAUUUAGUAGUUGAUAAAUCCAGAAUUCUAAUAUUUCUUAUUGUUUUGAUUAAAUGCAUAAGCAAGUAAAAGAUAUUUGAAAAGAAACCAAUUUAUUGUUUUCAGGUUAUUCUUCAUAUUUAUCCUAUAUGAGCUCUGUAAAUGGCUUUAAUCUCUUAAGAAGCCCCACAGGGGGCCACUGGUCUGGAACUGGAGUAGGGUAGCUGAGUUUUGAAAGCAAACUUAGAAAGCUUGCUUAAAAGUGUAAUUUAGAUGGUAGAUAGCCCAAGGUCUAAUUGACCUUGGCAGCAUUACAGAAAUAACUUGGUGUAAACAUUAACGGUCCUUGAACAAUUUUUUCCAAUCUAUUAGACACCACAGAGUUUUUCACUGUGAUGUUAUCUUAUUAUUCUGUCUCUGCAUUUUAUUUAUUUUUUUCCAAUGACUGUGUUAACUUUUGAGGAACGGUUUUUAUCUCCAGAUUAUAUUUCCCUUAUAUCCAGUUUUUAAAUGUUAAGCAUACACUGCAGUUAAAAAUUGUUUGGUCUUUGCAUCAUGCAACUACAAUUUAACUUUCCUUAUAUGAAGUUACUGUAGCUCUCAUUUUCAUUAGUAAUCUUCUCCCCUUGGAAAUUGAUGUUCAUUUGGGAUGUAGUGUUGCGGGUUGUUCAGUGAGUCCUAAGCCUUGUUGCUGUCAUUAAGCAUCUGUCAGUAGCCACAAGAUCAUCACCUUCACUUUAAUUGUGAGGUCACUUAAUGUUGGCAGUUAAAGCGGUUACCCAUGAUUCAUGGUGGCAUAUGUGUCUAUUAAGUUUAUGGUUUAUCUAAUACAGUGAGUUCACAGUGAUUUCACUGAAUAUCAGAAAGAAACCCUUCAAUCUGGAAGUACUAUGUAGAAUUUUAUUUUCUGGAAAUGGAUCAGGAUCAAAAAAUGCAAGGGAGGGAGUAAGAGCAGAGGGGCUAUUUUUGAACAUUGAAUGAUAUCAUCUGAUUAAAAAAAAUAUUUUAUCUGAUUAAAAUAUUUUUUGAUGGAAACUUUAAAAAAAGUUGGCCUUGUUUCUUGGAGGAUAUAUUUCCUUUUCAGGAUCCUGAAUACAGAUGAUACAGCCUAGUCUAGGUUUAUGGUGUUGUUGGUAAAGCACUCAGAUCUGAAGAGCUGUUGUAUUGUCACUCAGGUACAUGUUAGUUGCUGAUUUUCUCUUUUCUGGCUGUAACUCUGGCUGUCCCAUCAAAUGCCUGCAGGAGCAACUUUUUGUAAUAUGUGAUGGACUUUAGUCAAAGGGAGGUAUGGGACAAGCUUUGGGGAGGUGAAUAUGUGUCUACAUGGCCCCUUUGAUUUCCUGACCUCCUGCUAAUUAAUAUACAUCAAGGACAAUAUGAGAGAGAGUGAAUCACAAAUCAGCUUUGACAGAUUAAUGGUUCUGGACCUUUUGUUCCCAAAAUGUAGAAUGAAAAAACCAUGACUUACCUUUAAUUUGUUUUUUGGGAGUCUAAACAAGAAAUAAAUUAACAGCACAAACUUAUACAGGUUUACUCAGUUGUCCAGUUUGUGCAAGGACUUUUGUUGGUGCAGUGGAACUUCCCCUCCCUCUUUUCCCUCUGUGCAGCCCCCAAAUCUGUUCUAGCAGUUCCUCCAUCCCUCUGGACCAGAUUUGGGUGCAUGCAGGAGGAGAGGCGAGGGAGCAGAAGUUCCAACAUGUAAAUCUAUGUGUGAACAGGGUGACUUCAUUUUGUCAAUCAAACCAACCCUAAGGCCCACCGAGUUCAUUGAGUUAAGUGGGUAUAUAAUUUUAGCAUGUGCAUUUAAAAUAAUAGGUAAAUAAUAACUGACUCCUUCUUGUUAACUGUCUUAAUAUUGUCUCAUUCAAAAGAGUUUUCAGAUGGUUUUAUCUAGUUUUUUCUGACUAGAAAGCAUUCACAGGUUUGUUUUUUUAAAAUGUAAUUCCCUCUUUCCCCAAGGCUUAUGCAUAGUUGGGGUUGCCACCAGAGUUCUGUGAGGAUAUAUGAUUUGAGAAUGUUACAGUUUCAGUUGUAAUUUGAAACUGGUAUGGACUUGUCCAUUUCAUGGGCUAUUUUCCAAAUAUUCUUACAGAAAAUAUAACUUACAGUGAUGGCUAGAACUUCCAGAAUGGUAGUGUUACUCUUACACAGAAAAACAAAAUUUUGUGGCAUCUUAAAAAACCUGCAACCUUUAUGGCAUAAAAGUUGGCAUAAAAUGCAACAGGAGCUGGCUUCUAGUCCACAAAAGCUUAUGCCAUGAUAAAUGUGUUGUUUUUAAGGUGCCUCCAGAUUCCUGGUUGAUUGUGCUGCAUAUACACAUCUUAGUAGCUUUUUGUUGGUUCAUUUUAAUAGCAUUGAGUUGUCUCCAACAAACGUGUUCUGUUAGUGCAAAGACUUCCCCUUGUGCAGCAGAACUUUCCCUUGCUCUCCUCUCCCGCUGUGAUCCACCCACCUCCCCCAAAACAGAUCUGAGAGGGAAGAGAGCAAGGGAAUUUCUGAUGCACAAAUGGAAGUCUUUAGUUUCUCUUCAGAUUGCAGACAUAUUCCACCCUUAAAAAAACCAAGUAUAUAGGGCCCACAUACUUUAUCUUUUAUGCAAUUAAAUUUGGGAAUAAUUUUUCUGUUAGUCUCUAAAAUUAUUCUAAUGCAUAAGAACCUUCAGAAAACUUUUGAAGCAGCCUCCUACGGAAGCUUCAUAUAUACUUUAUUGUAGAUCUGUCUCUACGACCAUAAUGGCUGAACUGCAACAUUUUUCAAUGCUAAAUGUCCCUGUGAAUCUCUGCAUUGUUGGCACAAGAAGAAGUAGAUUGUUUUAAGAUUGCUUACUGUAGCUUGCUUAUUCCAGCUACUACUGGUAGUAGCAAGCCAGUAAUAUCUGAUAUAAUGUUGAAGAACGUGCUGCUAGCAGGCUGCCCGACUGUUAGUGGGAUUAAUAACUUCAUAAUAGAGCAAUUCAUACUUGAUUCUCAUCCAGUUGAACACUUGCUUAACCUGGCUUAUCAUUCAUCUCUUAACUUGGAACGUACAGCUGAUGAGAAUCAGUCAGCAGCCACCUUUUCGUUAUGUAGGUCCCUUUGCUCUGUGCAGAAUAGUAUUUUGAAACAAGCAAAGCUUGAGAAACAUUGGCAAGGGUUGUAUAAUAGCCCUAGGUUAAAAUGACCAAGAGAGGUUUUCACUAUAUACUUACUGGGCACAUUGACCUCUUAGAAGCUUCUAAAGAAGAGUCAGCCCUGCUGGCCACCAAAGACUAAAUAGCAGAGCCAUUGAUUAUAUAGGGUUGUCCACCCGUGUGGACAGGAAACAGCAUAUUGAGGGGACGGGGGACUACAGGCUGUUCUAGGUAUGAUGCUCUAAUGUAGGCAUGAUGGACCACAGGUUGACUCAAAAUAGUUUCUGUGUUUUAGUGUGAUUGAUUAAACCAGCUUGGCAUUGGAGCUACUCAACUUUAUGGCCAAAUGGGAUAAUGUAAUACAUGUUCAUUGAAUUGUAUUGCAGUCUCUUUCCUCUAGUAACAGGAUUGUAGCAGAGAUAUUUUCUGUGUAUCCAUGUGAGAUACUGCUUUGGACAUUUGCAGUGUUUGCCUAGAGAUCCAGAGCUUAGAUACUUUGCUAUUCUUCAAGAUACCAAUCUUACCACUAGGUUUGAAAUAGGCAUGGAAAGUGCCGGGGCAAGUGAUGCACAUUAAGGUAAAAUAUCCUAAUUUCACAUAGAUUCUAAGGAGGUCUGAAAAGGCAAUGAACACCAGAACAUCACUGGGGCAUGUGAUGUGCUGCUGCGGUUUUGGAAAUGCCUGUCAUGGCCAGGCAAUUCACCACAAUAGGGGAUCUUUUGCAAAAAAUCCUCCAAAGCUAUAAAUAACACACACACACACACUCUGUAGGAAAUUGCUAUAAAGACUUAUUUAGCGAGCUGUGAUAAAAUGUAGUUCUAGUGCUAUUAUUAUUAUUAUUCCCAACUAUGACUACAUUUUGUGGCUGCUAUUCAACUAAGUUUUACAUCAAAUAGACGCAUUGAAAUGAAUGGACAUGACUAAGGUAGACCCAUUAAUUUUAAUAGGUAUACUUUGAGUAAAAGGUAUUGGAAUAGCAUGCUGAGUUCUUAUCCAUCUAUCCAUCCUUCAGGGAGGUCUGAUGUUUUAUUGCUUUUUUAUAAUAUCAUUAAUUCUGUUGGAAGCCGCCCAGAGUGGCUGGGGAAACCCAGUCAGAUGGGCGUGGCAUAAAUAUUUAUUAUUAUUAUUAUUAUUAUUACUAUUACUAUUACUAUUAUUAGUUGUAUUCACCAGAAGGUCCCAGUGUAGAUUUCUGUAUACAAAAAUGAAAACAGUACCAACCCAUAACACAAUCUGUGUUUUCAAAUGCAAACUGGAAAUAAUGCAUGUUGGAUCAUCUGGGCAGUACAGGGAACUAACAACUUACAUGUGUUUAAAUUGUGUACAUUUAGCUUUAUGCGCUUGCCCAAAAUAAAAAUAAAAAAAUGGAAAGGGGGGCAGGUGCCUGAGAGAAAAAAGGCAGUCCCACUCACUAUUGAAACCAAUGUGUUUUGAUUGUAUAUGAUUCCUCUCUCUCUUUUUAAAAAAAUCUCGGAUGGUACUGUAAGAGAUGAUUAUCCUUUUUCAUAGAAACUUCCAUUCAGAACUGCCAGUGCCACCAGCAGAAUUUUUUUUAAAAAUCCAUUGAGUUUUAAGUAUAGGCUAGGAUCUUAUUUGCUUUUCAGGGUUGAUUCCUGAAAAUAAAGAAACAGGAGUAAGGAAGCAUUUUGAGCACAACUGUCUUAGUAGUACUUGGGGUUUGUGUUAAUGCAAUAUUUCUCUCUUUACAUUUUCAAGUUGGGGUACUCGGUGGAUUUGCCCUUUCAAUAGUCUUAAUCAUAUCAUACAGGCUGCAAUUAAAGCAUAUUAAUUAGUCCUGGUAAAUUAUUUCACUUAUUUCUGACAGAACUUAAUUUAAGGGCAUGGAGCCAAUGUGCAAGUCUAAAAUCACACCAGGAGAAGGCUCAUUGGACUACAGCUAACUUGUUAGAAGCAACAAUUUUUCAGCUGGAGUGUCCCAUUACUGCUCUACUAAUCAUUAUCCUCCAACACCGUAUCUAUUUGUAGGAAUUAAAAUAUUGAUCGAACCCUGCAAGAUUCUUGUAAUUCCAGUGAAAGAUUCAAAUGCAGCAGAAUUUUGUACAGAUCUUCUGCUCAAAAGUUUUUAGGGAAUCCUUGCUAAACUUACUUGAAUAGAUUUUUGCUAGAAAAGCUUGUGAUUGAGUGCUCUGUAUGCUUGCCUUUUGCUUUCACCUAGACUCCAGGGCCAUUACUUUCUGUAACCAUUUCAGUGAGCUGCCAUAGUUUUCAGUCUGUACUGUCACCUGAUCCAAGCAUGCGCCAAAAUACCCACCGUUUCUGGCUCCUGUCUGCUGAAUCUGCUUUGCAAACCCUUAGUUUUUUAAGCUUUUGCUUUAGCCGGAACAAACAGGCGGCACCCUUCUGGAGUGUGCUGGACCCAUGCCAUCCUGCUCCCCCCCAACUCCUCUAUUGUUUAUGUAAAUCCUUAGCUUUACGUAAAUGUGUAAAUGCUCUGAUGGCAUCCCCAUGUGAAAUUGUGUGGCUCGUGUAAAAAAAAAAAAAUGUCAGAAAAAAUAGAAUGCUCCACAUUGCACUGCAUUCCAGUGUUUUGUAUGAACUAUUCUUGCCAUGUUGUGGUGUAUUGAUUUUUAUUUAUUUAUUAAAGUCAUUUUUAUCUUUUUACAUGCAAGGUAAGUUUGCAUAUAUUGUGUGUGAAUAUGCAUUGCAUUUUGUAUAUAUACAAAGUUCUUUGGUUAAUUUUAAUAGAGGGGGAACUAAAAUCCAUUAAAACCUAUGAUGUUGCGGAAGAGAAAUUCAUUUCUUUUUUACCUUUUUAAUUAAAUUAUGUAUGAGAGGAGAAACUUUGUUUUAAAACUUUGUAGUUUGGCAUGUGGUUUUUCUGGACGCAGUGGAGCUGGUCCUGCUCCCAUACACUACCUGUUAAGUGAUCCUCGUAGUUCUUCUCUGCUAAAAGCUAGUUAGCUUUUGGGGGGGGGGAUAUUGGUUUGGCCAUUUGUUAUUGGAUUCCACGUGGCGGUAUACCACAUGGCGUUUAACCGUGAUCUCACAAUGUUCUUUGCAUUUUUAGGUCUGGUUUUUAGCCAUUGAGUGGUUUUAACUCAGUGACCUUUCAGUAGCUGGUGCUAGUCAAACAUUUACAGUGAACAAGCGUUCACUAUUGUGAAGAUACUACAAUCAAAUAACACAUGAAUGGAGCUCAUCAGGAUUUAGUAAUGUAAAGGUAGCAGGAAUAGGAGAUAACUUGUUUUUAAACUCUGUGAGCUACAGAAUCCCACUUGUUAGCAGAAAGAAACAGGAUGAGUCUAGGGAUCUAGUCUAGGGAUCCUUCGACAGUGUUUCUGCCUCUUUCUUUUGAGCAUUUCUUUUUUUUACCACUCUGACCUUUUUUAACCAUGUUUGCAAUUUUCAUAUAUUUGCUUGUGUUUUGAUUUUUUUUUGCUUGCCUUGUUAUCUUCCCCACCCUCCCUCUCUCUUGUCUCAUCUUCUCUGACCUGCUUUUCUGAACUUUCAUUCAAACUUACUUAUUUAGAAGGUUAAGCAAUACUAUCAGUAACUACAUAUGUUAUAUAUGUUGAGACACGGUUCCAACACAAAAGAGUGAUGACACUUAGAUUUUUAGAGUAAUUAUCUUAAUGUUUUCUUACCAUGGAUCAUUGUAUAACUUAGGAAACGCUGUUUUUUCCCUUUCCCUUCUUUUAAAUACCUUGUUUUUAGAAAGAUAUUUUCUCAGUUUCAAGGCAUGCUUAAGGAACUAUGAAAUCUCAGUUUUAUUACCAAAAAGCAGUUUCUCAUGCUACUUUCUAAGAGUGCUUUUGGGAUUACCACAAGUUUCAAAAAUGCCUAGUCAAGCAGUGCAGGGGGCUGCCAUUGGCAAGAGAAAAGCAUUGAAAAAGCUCCAAGGAGUUUGCUUCCCACUCCUCUGGACUGUUGCCUGGGUUCUCCACAUACAGAAUUUGAAGCUUGCAGUGUAAGGUUUAGAUGAACAUUUUCCCCAUCAGACUCCAUACGUGCCUAGAAAGGUAUUUGAGUGAGCUAUUCACUUUCCAUUGUAGGAGUCUGGCCUGGUUUAGUUUUUGUCCUAAAAAGACCCCAUCUACUUGAAUAACUGAUCCUCAGGCUCUGAUGUCUGGAUAGAGUCUUAAGUCUGCCCUUGACUGGAGAAUAGGAAAGAAAUGGAAACAGCCAAAGAAGUGGAUGCACCUUGUAAAUCUGUUUGCCUGCCUGUGAUCCACUAUGGCUGAAACUAAUAGAAAGUAAUAGAAUGCUAGGUUUAAUAGAAAUUAUUAGAAUGCUCCAAAUUUCAUUCUGGGAGAUAAAAACAGGAGUUACAGAUAUAUGAUUACUUCUACACUUUUUAGUAGCUGAUGGACUGAUCUCACUAUGCUGGCAAAUGCAUUUUUGCUUUUACCAACACAGUACCACAGAAUGCCAGUGAUGUAACACCAGUAUUGUUGGAGAUAUUAACUAUAGGCAUGUACACCAGCAUGGGUGUUUAAGAUGCAGAUUAAAUAGUUUAAAGAGUCAUAUCUUUAAACGGUGGACAACUAUUUCUUCUGAAGCAUCUAGCUUUUGGUUCCCACCUGGUCCUGGCUUCUUCUCAGUGUGGUAAGGGUUAAGCAGGUUGUUGUCUGGACCCAGGGAUGGCCUUAACAUUAGACAGAAUGAGGCAGCCAUCUUACGAAGUAGAUGCUGAUGAGCAGCAAUGAGGUGCUAGAGGACACAGCUAUGAGUUCCAUGCUUCCUAAGCCAGCCGACUUCCCUCAGGUGUAAUGGAGAAUGCUAUUUUGCCUCCAGUGUUAAAGUAAUAUCCAGCUUCCAUUCUGGUCAGCUUCUGUACAUGGAGUGUAUGGAGUACCAUCUUGUCAUUUGCCUCAGGCAGCAAAAUGUCUUGGGUCAGCCCUGUCGGGAAGUAAACUACAGUCGUAGCUUGGAUCCCAAAUGCCUUGCAAGUCAAACGUUUUGGCUCUUGAACGCUGCAAACCCGGAAGUGAGUGUUCUGGUUUGCAAACGUUCUUUGGAACCCGAACAUCCAACGCGGCUUCUGAUUGGCUGCAGGAGCUUUCUGCAGCCAAUCAAAAGCCGUGCCUUGGUUUCCAAACGUUUUGGAAGUCAAAUGGACUUCCGGAACGGAUUCCAUUCGACUUCCAAGGUACAACUGUAUCUUGAUUCAUUACUGGAUAUCCUUAUGCUCUUUAGAAGGCAUGCCCAUUUGAGUAUUGACAAGCUUUAUUCUCAAACUUUUACACUAUGAACAAGGUCUACCUGUUUUAUCAAAAUGAUUCAUUAGCGCCUUAGAUAGUUAGGCUUUUUGAGAAGGCCUACAUGUUUCAUGAGAACUGGUGAACCCUCCAAGUGUUCCUGCACUACAAUUCUUAUUCUCCAUGACCAUCAGUGGUGGUUGAGGGGCUGCGGGGAGCUGGAGUUCAGAAACACCUCGGGGGCUGAAGGUCUUACAUGGUUAGCUGCUAGCCUUCCAUUUUGUGGGAGGCCUUGAGCCAAGCCCCACCACCGUCACCCAAGAGUUCCCUCGAGCUGCCAGUUUUUCAGCCCUAAUUUAUAGCAGUAUGCUUUGUAUUUUUAGUUUAGUCACUGCAUGCUUUUUUAAAAAGGCAGGGACAGCCACACUUAGAAUAAAUAUGGCUGUAUGAUGAUAUGGUUGUCAUUAUGGAGUCAGUGAAACUCAUAAAUGCAUUCAUUUUAUUUCUCUUUAUGGUGACCUCUUCUGAAAUUGUGUUAUGGAAAGGGAGUCCCCAAAGCCCUCUCUCCUUUAUAAGUAAGCUUUCACAGUACAUAGUAAGUCAUUUUUGUUUGUUUUUUUUGUUUAUUUGCUUGUGUGUGUGCUUGCUGCUGAAUGCAUUUCUUUCUUCUUAAUUAGCAAGUCCUGCUCUUAAACACAUUUUUCUUGAGAAUUAAAAUUGCUUUUGGAUUUUUGGUUGUGUUGGGCUCCAUAAUAACCUCCACAAAUAUUUCUGCUGGUGCAUGUGUAAGCCAUUUGAAAAAUAAAUGAAUUAAAGAUUCUUGCUCUGAACACCCUGCUUGUGAGUAAGUUCUGUUUGCAAUCAUUGGAACCCACUUCCAAGUAAAUCUGUUUUAAGACCAGGGUGCAAAAACAAGGUUUACCUUCAGUGCAUCCUCACAAACGUGACAUUUAUGGUUACAGUGUUAACAAAAUUGUUCUUUAAAAUGAAUGUUAUACCUUGAGUUUUUGAUUCAUUUAAUAAAUGCCAUUUUAUUUACUAGCAUAAGACAACACCUUUCCCUUUUUGGUUGCAAUAGGCUGUGUGUCUCAUUUGAUUAUUUUUUGGUUGUCAUAUCAGUAUGAAAACACAGACUGGUAGCGAAAGAAUGGCUUAACUGUAAACUAUGCCAUAUUCCACAUUGCUUUUGAAAUAGUUUAAACCUCUUUCAAUAGAAAAAAAAAGUUGUAUCAGUUUGCUAUCAUGGUUAGAUAUGCUCCAGGAAAGUUAUUAAAAGAAAAUACCUGGUGGAAAUUAUUAAGCAUGAGACCAUUUGCAAGUAAAACAAAACAAAAUAAAAUUCAUGCCUUUUUGAGACCUCUUUCCCAAUAAAACACUAUAAUUGCCCAUAAAUCAUUGGGGUUAGCAAGACUUCACUAUGUAAAGUGUGAAAACUGAUUCCACCGUUUAAACUUAAAAAGUGCCAUUAACACACAUAUACUUAUGCAAAUAUUAUACUUACAUUAUAACGGUGCAGUGAUAAUGAGUGGUGAACUCCUGGUAACAACAAAUAAUUGUUUUAUGUUGUUUUUCAUGUAUACUGCUUAGGUUUUUAAAAUAAUAAUAAUAAUAAUAAUAAUAGGUUUAUAAUUUCUUCUAAAUUAAUAAUGGGGCAAUCCUAACCAUGUCUGCUCAGAAGUAAGUUCUGUUGAAUUCAAUAGGUCUUACUCCCAGGUAAGUGAGGCUAGUAUUGCAGACUUUGUAACCAUAGUGCAUGAUAACUGAGCAGCCUGAGCAGAAAGCACCACUUUUCACAACUCGUAAGAGUAGGCCAGACAAAUUAUUUACCAGUUCUGAGACUGCCAUCUAGAUGCCCCAAGCAAGCUAGCUACAUAUCUAGACUUAGAGCAGAGGUUGAUGAACUUUAGAAUUAGAUCAGCCACAAGGGGAUUUUUCAGGAUACUCACACUACAGUGGGUUGUUCAGUUUCCAGACAUAAGCAGUGAGUGUCCACCAUAUAUUUAAGCACCAUCAGCCACAGUUAAAUCAUGCAUGUGGAACUGUAUAUGAAAACAAUCUGGUCACAGGCAUCUAUGCCUCCUUUAAUUUAAUACAAUACAGAAUGGUCUCAAGCUUAAAAUUCCGAUCUGAGAGUACUACAUAGUUAGCCUAUGACUGAAAUGUGUCAAAUCUUCUUGAAAGCCAAAAUAUGUUGCUGUUGACACUUCAGGAUUUGUGGGCAAGGAACUUGGGGAGAAUUUCUGGUUUGUUUGUUUUUUCAGUGAGCCACCCAGAGUCAGGUUUUUCGCACCAAUCCCCUGGCUGUUUAUUGUUAUAUUUCAUCCAUAAUCCUGUAAAUCCUGUGUUGCUUGUUUCUUGACUACUGUCUGACUACUGCUCUCCAGUCCCCGCUUAUAUAUACAUAUCUGUAUCAUAAGCAUGAUGUUUUGGAACUGCAACACAGCCAGAGUUUUAUGCCAUACUUUGUGAAUUUGGAUGGCAUAUACUGCCUCAUUGGACAUCUUUCUUUGCAUGGCACUAAUUUUUCACCAGUUAUUACAUUAUCAUAUGUAAUAAUGAAAUAUUGUGUGUGAGUGUUAUUAAACGUAUCCCGUAGGCCACACACAAGGGUAAGCUUGUCGCUCACACCUGUAGUUCAGCGCUGAAACUUGUCCUCAGUUUGAGAACGUCAUUCUUUCUUUUGAAGGAGGCCAGUGACAUUGUGCCCUAGAAAUCCUCAGAAACACAUUUUGCAGAGAUGGUUCUAUGUAUCUAGAGAUAAAUGGGCAUCUAAAGGUCCUGAACUGUCUUGCCACCUACAGAAGUGAGGGUACUGGUUGCUUGCAGUUGGGGUCUCAGUGACCCCAAAAACCAGGUUAUUUAGUUUUGCGCAAAAAUAGCUAUGAUACAAAAAUGGUUUUGCUUUUUCACAAGAAAAGUUCUAAUUGAGGGGUGGGGUUAAACCAUUCAGGGUUAUAAAGUGGCUUAGUAAACCUGUGGGGGUACUAUUGACCCUUGAUCCCAUCUGUGAUGUUGGUAGAAGUUGAGUUACUGAUUAGUCUGUUACGAAAAUAGACAGAACAUUUCAUCCUCUAUGCUCCUUUCUGGUGGACAGAAGAAUUUCUGGGCUAAGCAUCUGCAGUUAUGGCCAACAACUAAAAUUAUAAGCAGCCUUGUGCAGGAUCAUUUUGACCCCUGGCGCUGUGUGCAUGUACCCUCUCCCCUUGGCUAUUCCAGAUGGGGUAGAACUGACCUCAAAAGCUGCAAGGGUCAAAACACUGAUUUCCCCUCUCCCACUGUUAAGAAAGGAAGGCCUAAACAUGGCAAUUUACACAUUGUCAUAGUUAAGGACCAGAAGUGAGGUCCUUAUUUUGCCCUAAUAGGCAAGAGGGUGGCUAUUGGCUAUGACCAGAGGCUGAGGGAGAAGGACUACCUGGAAUAUGGAGUUGUAGAAGACUGACACAAAAGUUUUAUGAUUUUUGCUCUCAGGGUGUAUUCGAAAAACAAAACACCAUUGAUGGAGAAUUAUAUAUAGCAAUGGGGGCUUCUAUACACGAACAACAAGCGUUAAGCUCCACAUUUCUUGGUAUCCUGACUAGGGAGAUUUGAAAGCCCAGAGAGGGAGGAAACCACAAUGAGUGUGAUCUCUUUAACAUGGAGAUUUGGUGACUACGGAUGUCCUUACAGUGGGAUUUGAGGUAGAUCCUGGUUGCAGAGGCUACUGCUCUAUUUUAGUCAAGAAAUAAAUACGCACAUAUAAGGUUAGAUAGGAGAGGAGUAUAGCUCAUAGCCACAAUGUUCCCCUGUGCAGGCAAUGUUGGACAAAGUAAAUCCAUAAAAUCUUGUGUUUUUCUAAGAAUUAAAGAAGUCAAGUGAAUCAACAAGGUUUCAGUUCAUGAAAUCAGCACUACAAAGGAAUAAGCAAGGUUACCUAAUCAGUGUAGAGAUAGGCUGAUAGGAAGCAAAAACAAAGUUGUCAGGCGCUUGUGACAGCUUGAAAGCUAAAUUAUUCUUGAUCUUUAGCCACAAAGUUUUACAUGCUUGUGUUAGUGCAGAACAGUGACUGAUUUUUGCUUUAUCUUUCAGAUGACCCAGAGACACGAGAUGCAUGGUGGGCCGAAAUACGACAAGAAAUAAAAUCCCAUGCAAAGGCACUGGGGUGUCAUGCUGUAGUGGGCUACAGUGAAUCUACUAGCAUUUGGUAAAUCACUUAUAUUUUUGUAAUGCUUUCGAAAUGAGUCCUGAAUCAUACAAGCAGCAUGUGUGGAAGGAGAAGAAAUUACUGCAGGAAGCAGUGUUUGGCAAAGCUGAGAUAGGCAGUGAGAAUGCUUCAGACAAUGGUGCAGAAAACAGGCAGAGAGGCAGGGACAUCCUUUCUGGUGCAUGUCAAAGAUGCAUCACUGUGAUGUGUUUCAGAUGCCUAUUAAAAACCUACUUGUUCAGGCAUUUCCUGACUCUUGUUUUUUAGACUGCACUGCUUGGUAGUUUGUUUCAGUAUUCUGGUUCUGGAUUCUUUUCAGUGAUAAUGUCUUUUUGUUUUGUUAUUUUUAAUCUAAACCUUGCAGUUUUAUGUUUUUUACUUUGAAAAAUCACUUAGAUUUUUGAAACAAAUAUUAAUUGGCCUAUAAAUUAAUGGAAUAAUUGAAUAAAUAAACAUAGCAACAGCACUGUAGGAAGUUUCCAUUACUCUAGUAUUGGCUGCUGUUUCUUGUAGAUGGAGCAGAACAAUUAAUUAGAUCCUUGUAUUUACAGGAGAACAUAGUGCACCCUAGGGACGCAGGUGGCGCUGUGGUCUAAACCACUGAGCCUCUUGGGCUUGCCGAUCAGAAGGUUGGCGGUUGCUUGGUCCCAGCUCCUUUCAACCUAGCAGUUUGUAAGCACGCUAAAAAAGUUCAAGUAGAUAAAUAGGUACUGCUCCGGUGGGAAGGUAAACUGCGUUUCCGUGUGCUGCUCUGGUUUCGGUGUUCCGUUGUGCCAGAAGCGGCUUAGUCAUGCUAGCCCCAUGACCCUGAAAAACUGUCUGCAGACAAACGCCAGUUCCCUCGGUCUGUAAAGUGAGAAGAGUGCCGGAACCCAGAGUCAUCUGCAACUGGACUUAACUGCCAGGGGUUCUUUACCUUUUUUUUUUAUAGUGCACCCUUGCUUAGGCUUCACAACCUAUGGGAGGAUUUUAUGUGUUCUCUUGUCCCGAGAUCAUUCUUUGAUCAGUGCUGCUUGGAAAUAAAUGUCUUCUUUUUGAAGUAUGAUAACUGGGUUGCCAACUAUCUCUAAACUUCACAGCAGUAAAAGUUCACUCAUUCAGCGUGUUUGGGAAAAUAUGCCAGCAACAGUUCUAGUGUAUAUUGGUAGAAUAGAAGUGGGGAACCUUUUUGACCCAGUGGCUCAGAUCUUUAUCUCCCCUACGGGCCAACUUCGAUUGGGGGGGUGGGAUAGACACCUGCCAAUCAUCUGUUGAUGAGAAGAGAGUGCAGUCCUGCUGGCUGCAGAGGGCUGCCUCACCUUUCCUGAAUGCUGUAACUAUAUCCUUCACCUUGGGCUAUACAGCUCCAAAAGGGUUUGCUCUGAAUUGGUUUCAUAAUUGUUUUGACUUUUACUAAAUAGGAUGCCUAAAAAUGCAUAUAAUCAAAAAUGUGGCUUUAUCAUCUUCUUUUCUUUUCUGUAGUGAAGAGGUCUGUAUUUUGUCUGCAUCUGGCACGGCAGCUGUACUGAACCCUAGGUUUCUCCAGGAUGGCACCACGGAAGUCUGUUUGGAACAAAGGUUGUCAUGGCAGCCUGGCUACUUUUCCAUAGGGUCAGAGAAGGGAGAGGUUGAUUUUUUUCCUCAAAACCAGGAUAGUUCUUCUCUAUUAGGGUAGGUUACCAGUGUUACAGUACAGGAUGCGGAGCCAACCACUUUACUGAUUUUUCACUAACAACAACAGAAGUUGUGGAGCUCUGCACCAAAUCUCUAGCCUUAUUGUUUUCAAAUUUCUAACAGCCUCAGCAAGGUAACACAUUUGACUACUAACCACAUAAUGCAAAUCUUUUCUUCCUCUUUGCCACUCCUUCCUAUUCUGCUUCUCAUAGCACACUGCAUACAAGUGACCCCCUGUGUCGUUUCACUGCAUAAGCUUGAUGAUAAAUGUAUCAUGUGGCAAUUUGCCUCUCUUGAAAUAUUGACAAAAUUUUUUGAAUGGGCAUGGGUAAAUUUAACUCUUUAAAAAUGUCAACUAAAGUUCAUGAAACGUUAGAGGUAUUAAGCCUGAGAAAAUCGGCUAGAGUUGAUGGUAUUGAAGCACAACUCAUUCUUCAACUUGGCACCAUCUAGUGGUUUAGGACACAGGUGCUUUCCACACUAUCCACUAGGAAGCAGGCUGUAUUGAUAAAAAGUUUUGGCUUGAGGUUAGACUAGAAGGCAGCUCCCACUUUCUCCCAGAAGCCAGUAUUUCCCCUGCCUCUCUGCAGGCCUAUAAAAUACUGUAAUGUAUACCUGUCGUUACAUCAUUGCAUCUUGGUACAUUCCCCCUCCCCCUUGUUUCCUCAUCUUGCCUUGCAAAUAUUAGUGGAUUAAACUUUUACUUAAAUAAAGUACAUCUUAACCCAGUUCAUCAUUAGGGAUCAAUAGCAUUAUGUCUGCACCUAACCAUUUUCCCUCUGGGCCCUCAUAAAAUAGUGUAUAUUGUUAUCCCUCCCCCAGUAUAUAAAAGGGUAUCAAAUAAAUACAAAGAUGGUAAGCACCACGUUUUGAAUAUAAUAUGUGCAUUUCAGUGGGCUCUAUUGCAAGAGAUGUUCUUGUUGAAUUUUAUUUUAAAGCUGUUGUUUAUACAAUCCAUCCCUUCCAUUAGACAAGAUGAGUUUGUUUCAGUGCUUCUGAAGGGAAGGUGUUUUACGUCUAACUUUUGCUGCUUGGGUUGUACCCAGUUGUUUUUAUGAUGAAGCUUUGAUAUGCAAAUUGUGUUAUCAGAAUUCCAGUUUUUUUUAUGCCGAAAGCAUCAAAUUGGUCCACUUGCUCAGCUGAAAAAUCCUAUCAGUGCAAGGUACAGCAAAGAUGUGUGGUAGUUUAAAAAUAAAGAAGAGGGACAAGGUGUUAUAUGUGCAGAUAACAAUAUAAACUACCGUGUCCUGUGAUUUCAUUUGCUUAUCCCCAAAACAUAUAUCCCACCUUUCUAUGAAAUAUUCAGUGCAGAAUAUUUUGAGAUUUGCAAACAGUAGCUCUCCAUGUUCAGAUUACGCUGCAGCUGUCAGAAACACGAGACAAUACAUACGUUUAGGUGCUCCCUAUUUCCCUAAGAGGUAAGAAGUAAUGGGGUAGUAUUAUGGGUAUUCUUUGGAUCAGGAAAAGGAUGGGUGUUCUUGCCAUAAUGAGUUUUAUUUACAAAGAUACGGGCAGAGUAUAGAACAAGCAAAAUAGACUCCUAGAGGAGGCAGCACAACUGUUAAUCCUGCAUCAGACUCCCAAAGGGAACAAUUGCACCCCAAGGUGCUUUGCCUUUUGCUGACUCACUGCUCUCAUGCAUUCUAUCUCUGCUCAAAUUCAAACUGCCAGAACCUGUUGUAGAGGUGCCCAAAUUAUCUGAGUGUUAUGUUCCAAAAACAAGAGCCCUCGGGGUACAGUCAGGUUUUUUUGUUAAGACAAAGGCAAAGCCAUAGCCAUAUAUUUGCUCAUUCUAAUCAAAACAGUCCAUUUUAUUACAGCACUGUGUUGCAAUCGUCCCUCUGAUUUAUGCCACUUGGUUUUUUCAUUGUAUUGAGCUUUUUAUUCUUGUUAAGGCUGUGACUCGAUAGAAGCUUGACUUUUAAUAUUGAUAAAAUCAAGUAUUCUAUCAUUAGUUCCCAUGUAUUCCAGCCUUGCCUUGCAUAUACAAGCGCAUACCUUAAAAAGGAAGGAGGGAGGAGAACAAACUUUCAUACAGCGUCCCUGCCUGAUCUCUUGAAGGCAAUUUUGACUCACCACAGGUGACAGGUGUGUGACGGUUUACCAGCUUAAUCAGUUGCAAGAACCAUAAAAAGAGAACAAAAGUUGACCACCACAAUGUAUGGGUUCUGUUAGUGCCUGCAUGGGUCAGUUUUUUUAAAAAAACACACAGUAAAAUACAAUAUUUAUAUUUCACAAGAUGGUGUCUGAAUGGUAAUAUUAGAUGUCUCACAAUCUCAUUUUUUAGGUUAGAGGAAACAUCACCUCUGGGUUGUGGCUUUUGCCACAUACCAUACGAUGAGCUCAACAUGCCAUUCCCUGCUCACCUCACUUACUGCUGCAACUGCAGGAAGCAAAAAGUCCCUGAUGUUCUUUUCACAACAAUAGAUUUGCCUGUGGAUGCACUGGUGGUUGGGAAAGGAUGUCUCAUUCAAGCCAGGUAUCUUUCUGCCAGAUUUGCUUUGCUGUCUGUUUUGACCUCUCUGUUUGUUUUAAAGAGCAGGGUACAGUUAUCAAUGUUAGUAGUGCUGGCUCCUUUAACAGCAUCUGAAAGUUUUCUUUUACCAAGAGCAGGUCUACUCUGGAAAAGGGAAGGCAAAAAAUGAAUUUUAGUCUGGACGCUUUUUGUCAAGACAAGCAACUUGUUACUUCUGACACAUCAUUUUUUUUUUACAGCUUAAGCACAUUUUCUAGGAAGGAGGUACCAUUUAACUUGGCGAUACUCCCUUCUGGGUGGAACUUGCAUUUCCCCCUUUUUUAAUUUGCAUAUUUAGUAGAUAAUGCUGUACAUAAUUCUGUUGCUGGUAAGCUUUAAAACUCAUCUGUCAGACUGUGUUUUUUAAAUCUAGUCCUUUGUUUUGGUUCACAUCUUCUAGUUUAUCUGUUAGACCUUUGCUAGUUUCAACCCAUUUUACCUAUAGCUUGGCAUAUCACUGAUUGUGGUGGGGAGCCUCGGGAAUCAUGCUUUUAUAGAAUAGGGCAUUUUAUGGUGUUAAACUUCUUAGCCAUUGCUAAGAGACUUUUCAUGUAAGACCAGGUCUACUACUCUGGAUAGUAUUCAACUAAGUUUGCCUCAUGGUAGAUGCAUUGAAAUUAAUGGAACUAGCUUAGUCAUAUACAUUAAUUUCAGUGGGACAACUCCAACUAAAACAUAGUUGAACAUGACCCUUUGUGUUUUACUGUCUAUCCCAAUAGGUUGUGUCGGCUGAAAAAGAAAGCACAAGCCGAAGCAAAUGCAACUUCCAUCAGUAAUCUGCUGCCAUUUAUGGAAUAUGAAGUACACACUCAGCUGAUGAACAAGCUAAAACUGAAAGGAAUGAAUGCUCUUUUUGGACUGAGGAUUCAGAUCACAGUAGGAGAAACAAUGCUAAUGGGUUUGGCAGUGAGUUUUUCUGUAUUUAUUUUGGGGUUCUUUUAUUCCCUUUUCUGGAGAGCAGUUAAAAUAAAAUAAAACCCAUAUCAUGAAAAUAACACCUCUAUUUAAAUUAGAAUAUCCCCAUAGCUGCUUACUCCUGGUCACUGGAUGCCAGUACAGAGAGGAUUUUUUUUACAUUUCUUCUAGAAAUUAUAGAGGAUCAGACUUUGACUGAGAUAGUCAGGCAAAGUCUUAUUGGUAGCCAUUAUGUUCUCUAGAAAGUGGCAAUCUUCCACAACCAAGUAGGUAGGCUCUAUAAUCAAGUUGGCGCUAUUUGGCCGUUAGGCCUUCCAAAAUUAUGGAGCACAUGCAUUCAGGCAUAGUAUUCUACACAAGGACAUGCAUUGUCCUAUUUACACACAUGUUAUAAAGAAAGUAAAAAUACAUGUUAUAAACAAAGUAAAAAAGAAACAAAGUAUGGGCUAUUUACAUUUUGUGCAAGCAUACGUUUUUCUUUUCAUUGCAAUUAAAUGAGAAAAGCAUUUGCUGUGCCUUAAUUGAAACUUGGUCAAGCUACCAGUAAAGCAUACAGAAUUGACUCAGAAGGUGGGUGUAUUUGGCCUACAGGCAGCCAGCUGGCCCUCCAUGCUUUAAGAGAAGCGGGCUCCACAGUUGGUGAGCAGCCACCUGGAAUGCCUCAAUACUUUUCCAUGAUGGUAACUGCAGAAUUAAAUGGAUGGUACAAUCUAGUCUUAGUUGUGAUGCUUUUUUGAUUAUGCGCUGUUUAGUCUUUCUUCUAAACUGCCAUGGAAUUUGAUUGAAGGGCAGUAUAAAAAGUACCUAUUAUAAAUAAAUGAUGACACCAAAAAGAGAAGGUAGUAUUUAAGAGAUGUAUUUAGUUGAUUUAAAAUGUAUUUCUGGGGAUGAGGGAAGAUUAUAGGUUUGGGAAUGGCAGAUUUCAGUGGACUUAGUUUUUCAAGGCUAUAGAGAACCUGGAAAAUAGCCAUUGGCAGCUGGCAGAAUCAGCAGGUAAACCAACUGUGGCUCUCUCCAACCAGAAAUGAAGGUCAUUACUUAAAGAGUCAGUCUGCAUUUCCCAUAGGUUCCAGUCUCAUGCUCAAAACUCUGUCCCCCCCAAAAAACACCUUCCUUCCCUUUGCAGCAUCUUUCCUAUAUUUCAGCUCCUCCAUCCAUGUCAGUAUAUGUUCAAUAGCAUCAGCUGCACUCCAGAAAACUGUGUUCCUGUUGCUAAGUUCUAAUGUCUGAUACGGAAAGCAGUAUGCCUCUGAAUACCAGUUGAUGAGAAUCACAUGUAGGGAGAGAGCUGUUGUCCUCACAACCUGCUUGCAGGCCUCCCAUAGACAUCUGAUUGGCCAUUGUGAUAAGAGGACUGGACUAGAUGGGCUUUUUUGCCUGAUCCAGCAGGUCUUUUCAAGUUCUUAAAUAAUUGUUGGUAGAAACAGCCAGGAAUGGAGCAUUCUUGAGUUCUCUUCACCCAUUCUAAAGAGCAUUUGUGGGCUUGGGAGGUGUGCUCCUAAGUCCCACUAUUGCCGCACAUGCGUUCACACCCCUGCAUCAUCCUACCCAGUCUGAGGCACUGCACUUUGUUUUGAAUGCCUGAAGAAAGUGAAUGUUAGGAUGAGAGCUAUGAUCCAGCCGUUUAUCUUCUCCAUAGUUUUCUAAUGAAAACAGAGACUUUGAGAUUCAGCGUUUAGGGAUGUUCCUUGAAGGCUGCUGGCAGAAUAAAUCUCAUUGUGGUUCAGGAUGGGAUGCAUCCUGGUUAAGUUCUUAAGAUGCUUUGUCUGCAGCUUCUAUGUUAUCUGUUGUAUUUUGUAUAUAAAACACAAAGAUGAUAUAAGAGCUAGGGCACUCUAGACUCUUGCAAGAUCCAGCUUAUAGCGGUCUUUAUAAAAUUGUAAGUAUGAACAAUGAAGGCGAUAUCUGUUACAAUGUAUGAAUUUUUGUGUUGCUAAUCUUUUUAAAAAGCUGAAUGGAUUACAUGUUCUGUCAAAUGGGUUUAGUGUGGAAAGCUUCCAAAAGUUAUUCCAAUAGUAUAACAUUACUAGAAAAUUUGUGAUUGUGAGAUUCAAGUUUAAAUAGUGGACAUUUAACGAAUAGUGUGAAAUGCAUGCUUAUAAAGCAUUUAUUAAAAAAAGCAUGAAUAUAUAUUGCACUUCAUUUUUUUUUUGUCUUAUUCUUUAAAGUCUGCCACGGGUGUAUACCUGACUGCUUUACCAUCUCCUGGUGGGAUUCAAAUUGCUGGGAAGACGCCGAAUGACGCCACUUACGAACAACAUAUAUCGCACAUGCAGAAGAAGAUAAAUGAUACAAUAGCCAAAAAUAAGGAGCUUUAUGAGAUUAACCCUCCAGUAAGCAAGGUUAUGGAACCGUUCAAACAAUUCUGAGUCAUACACAGUUCAUACCUAAUCUAUAUCCUGUUAGCUAAUGCAGAAUGGAUUGUACACACGAGCAAAGAAACUUACUUAGAAGGUAGCUGUGUGCACAAGUGGGGGAGUCUGUAAUUUGGGGGGAGGGAGGUUUCUUUUUAUUAAUAUAAUGCAUAUAUACAAAGAGGUUUGCAAGAACAACUGAGCCAUUCCUCCUCGCGCCCCUUCACCCCCUGAUGUAUCUCAAGCCUAAAUUGGUGGCUUCUGUAAAGGAGGAAGGCCAAAAGACCAAAGAACCCUGCUACACAACGUAGGUCUAGGCUUGGUUUCCUCAUUUCCUGCCUUGGCUUACCCUCAGGAACCCGCAGUGUGCUCAGUUCUGUACAUAACUUUUUAAACUGCAGAGCCCCAAUGUCCCUUCAUUUCAUAGAGAAAGCCUAAGUUGUAGGUGGAUUCUUUAGACUAAGAAGAUGCUGAUGCAUUAGGUUCUCAGUUGGGUACUUCGGACAGGAACAGUUAAACAGCCAAACACUUUAUUGCUUCCUCAGCUCUUGAACUGCAGUAUUUCUGCUUUAGGGGAUGCUGCCUCUGUGCUUUUUUUUUAGACUGCAGAAAUCAUGCACCCCUUCAUCCACUGCCAAGCAAGGAAGGGAGGAAGCACCAGCAAUAGAAAGGUGCACUUUGAAGAAGUUCUGCGUUGCAUGAAUUGGGACCUGAUCCAUGCUGUUCAACACUUCUUCAGAUUGCACCUUUCAAGGUGUUGAAUUUGGCCCUGAUGAUAAGGGGCAGUGCCUGUACUUUUUGCCUUUGUUUUGGAGGAAGGGUAUAGUGGCAUGGCAUUUAAAAUAAGCGAGAUUUAAUAAAAUAAGGGAUGCAUACAUGUUUUCAUACCAUUGUUCUGCUUAGGAGGCACCUGAAGAAAUUAUAGGUUCGCCCAUUCCAGAACCAAGGCGUACUAGGGUACUAAGAUCACAGUCUGAAAGUUCUGAUGAAAUUACAGAAUUGGACCUGUCACAUGGAAAAAAAGAUGCUUUCGUCUUGGAGGUAUGUUCUGUAAAGUUUAGACUUCUACAUGCCUUCUGAAGAACUUAAAGGGUAUAAAAAUAUCAAAGUUGCUAAUUAAAGAAUAAUUUCUUGUUAAACACUAACACAUCUAUUGUGGUGCAAGCUUCUGUGAACUAGAUUCUACUUCAUGAAGUAUAAUCCUUGGGGAGGGUUGGGGUUGUCCACUGUCAUAAAGUAUAAGAUUGUUUGCCUUACACACCUGAUUUUCUAUAAUAAGAAGUUGCAGGAAUUCAAAAAUUUUUAUGGUAACAUAACAACCCUAGGAGAGGCAAUCCUAAAAUUCUUAGUGACAAACUUAUAGUUUAACUAUCCAAAUUAUCAGAUAUGCUCUAUCAGCCAAAAUAGACUAGAAAGGGGUUAGUGGCCUACAACAAAUAUUUUUUAGCUCCUGUUUGAUCAGUGAAGACCUAAAUGUAUAAGUUGUUUGUUGUUCUCAGCAUUCAUUGAGCUCUUCUGUUUUUUCAUUUCUAGAUAAGAUUGCUUUGAUAAUUAUUAACCAAAGUAUUGCUUUAUUUGUGACAUUGAAGGAAUAUAGCUGUUCAGAAUUUUGUAUUUUGGUUGGUUGGUGAAAUUGUUGCAUCUGCUUUCUGACCAAGGUCAGAGAUUCAGCUAAGGAACUUAGUAGCUAAGGGGAAAAUUGAACCUAACAGGUUUCGGGAAGUGAAAACUGAAAGAGCAGUCAUCUACUGUCUGGUGGUCCAAAAAGUUGGGAGGGGAUGCCUUUUCCUCUCUUAUUUGUAUUUUGCUUUUAUGGAUAGCUAGUCAAAACUAUUUUUAAAUAGUUUUUAAACAAAUGUUUAUUUUUAAACAAAUGUUUUUCUAGACCAUCUUUAAAAACUCUGAAUUCGUUACCUCACACAAAAAUCUUAAGUUAAAAACUAAGUUUGUUUGGGGUUUGUGUCUGUGCCUUCUUAUUCACCUCUUCCCUUACCACUCUGUCCAAUGUGGCGAUUUGACUGCACCAGUUAAGAAAAGUUGGAGAGAGAUAUGGGAAGUGUUUAGUGGAGGCAGCCAGGGGAAAAUUGUAUCCAUAUGGUGACAGUGGUAAAAUUGAAGAAGGGGCUGGUUUAGCAGAUUUGUUUGCUUGCAUCCCUUCGCUCUCACAGCCCAAUCUACAGCUUGUGCCACUACAGAUCAGGAAAUAAAUAUUUUAUAAAGUUGGCACAGCUAUUCUUUAUGAAAUAAAUACAUCUUUUUUUAAAAAAAUAUGGACAGUUGUUUUAUAAUCAUGAGCAUCUAAAAAUAGUCCCAAAUUGUCUUGAAGAGCGAAAAUACCAGUUGAAAUGAUUUUAGCUGUGUUCAUAAACACACUUUCUCUUGAGCAUGUUACAUUUAAAUUCCAGCUCAAUUUGUCCAGGGGCAAACCUAGUCCUGAUGGUGAUUUUAAGCCUAACUGAAGUUACCAAACAUGUUUUUAGGAGCAAAAAAGCCUUGGCUAUAUGUAUAUGUAUAUGUAUAUGUCAUACAGUAUAUACUGUAUUAAUCUUGAUAAAUCCAAUUUCAGAGUGCAACAUAAUUUAUAUACUGUCUUUUUUCAGAUUGAUGAUACAGAUGCAAUGGAAGAUGUUCACUCUUUAUUAACAGAUGUCCCUCCACCUUCAGGUAUGGUAAACAUUGGUUUCUAAUUUUGUUGACUUUAGACAGUUCUCUCCAACAAUAAACUGCCGAUUCUCUUCAUUUGAUGAAGAACCAUGUAAUCAGGUAUAUUGGACAUGUUCCAUCCAAAGGUGGGUGGGGAACCUUUACUUUUGGAUUGAACUGUUACUUGCAUAAAGUGAACUGAAACUGUGUGAGACAUUUAAUGCUAUAUAUCUGAAUCACUUUUGUUAGCCUGGACUUUAGAUCAAUAAUAUAAUACCCUCUGAAGAGGAUAUUAUCUCAGUAAGAUUUACAGUGAAUUUAUAAUGUAGGUCAGAAUUAUUACCCCCCCCCCCCAUAUUAGAGAAGUUUCUGAGGUUGAGAGAUGAUGGCUGCAUUCAUAUAUAUACUGUCAACCCACAGACAGAAAACCAGAUUCCAUUCCGGUGCUUCUCCAUCCUGCUUUGGCGUCUCCUAACGCAGAAUGCUAGUUUGAUGCUCUGAAUUAAUACUUCAAUAUUGGUUUUAAGCCUGUUUUCCUCAUCUAACUCCACAGGAUUGAUAACCUUGGAUACUUGUUAAAUAUUUGUCUAAAACAGGGUGGAUUCAUUUACAGUAUCUCUCUAAUGCUAUCUCUUCUGGCACUGGCUGAGAUAAAGGCUGAAAGACCAAACUUGCACAAUCCUCAAAGAAGUGCUUGAGUCCUGCCCGACUCUAUGAUUGUGUUUUCGACUAAGUUGUUGAAGGAUUGGUCGGUGCUGCAAUACAAUCUACCAAUAAGCUGUGUGCAUUUCAGUAGCCGUUGUGUAGGUUUGUUCCUUCAAUAUCGGGUUGCUUAUAAUGGCUGUGCCCUGAUGAGCUUCACAUGUCCACAGAGUCAGAUUAGAACAAAUUGAGGGUUGACUCUUUUCUGACAUGCUUUGCAGCGUGACCCUGAAGGUCUGUUCUCCAAAUGCUACUAAUGUGACCAAUCUUUUCUUUAUGUGAUUGGUCCCUGAAUUAGCUCGCUUUACUCGCCUUACAACUUUUUAAGAUUUAUAAAAUAAAAGAGAUGACUUUCCUUUUUUUGUGCUGGCACCACAAAUUAGAAACCUUGACGUUUUCCAAGGGUGAAAGCCUUCAUAUUACCUGCUGAAGGGUGAUUAAACAUGCUCAGAUUAAGGGGAUCCUAGCAUUGAUUCAAGGUUCUGCUGGUUAAGAAUCCAUCCUAUUAUUGUUGAGCAAUUGAUUAAUAAAUCUGUUGUGUUCAUAGAAAUUGUAUAUAUUCUUGUUCACAGGUGGCUAAUCCUUUUCAGGCCGAGGGCCACGCUGACCCCUGGUGAACUCUGGGGCUGCAUGUAAAAGUGGCUGUGGUAAUAGCUGCAGUUCUCAAGGCUUGCUUUCCAAAAGGCAUUCCCAGCAGCUGUUUUACACUAUUUUAAAUCAUUCAUUAUAGUUCAUAAAAUUGCAUUUGUUUAAAAGGACAAGUUCUGAGGCAGUCUUUCAGGGCCUCACAAAAACCCUUUGGCAUUAUAGUGUCACAGAAAGGGAUCCAUGGGAGCAGUCAAUAAAAAAUGAAGUGCAGGGGAAUGGACAUGUCUUGCGGGUAAUAAAAAACCUUUUUGCAUGGGGGACCAAUUUUUUUAAAUUUAAAAACGCUAUGCUUUGGGGGUGGUCUUGGUCACAAAAAGUCGGUGUGUGUGGAUAUGGCCCACAGUAAAUCAUAGAGUGGUCUUGCAUACCAUUACAAACAGUGCUGACUAGCCUGAGAUUGGGACACCCCUACUUGCACCCAGAGCUGGACUGUGCUUUCUCCAGUGGAGGGUCCUUUAGUUCUGUUGCUGGAACUGGGAGUGCCUGAGUUUGACCCUGAGGUUUAGAAUGCAGAAACCUUGCUGACAAAACUAGAAGGCCAGGCUCCUCUUAUUUAAUACUACUAUGAUCUUGCUUUCCUCCUCUUGGCCUGGUCAGUGGAACAGUAUUUUCUACAUGGCCUGUCUAAGGGAUCCAUGCUGCUUGCCAGUCCUAGGAGUCAAUGUAGAUUACCCCAUUCUCAUCUCUGCCCAGUGGUUGUGUAUAGACAGUAUGAGAUAGCUCACUAAGCUAGGGUCUCAGUACUAGUUGGCGGGGAGCAACAAUGGGAGGCCGAUAUUAUGCUUUUGUGGGCUUCCCAGAGGCAUUUGAUUGACUGAUGUUGGUAAAGGAUACUUCCUACAGUUGAUGGAUAUUUGAUGCGAUCCAUUUGGGCUUUUCUGACGUUCUUCCACAGUCAUGGUCAUUUCCCCACCCCACUCUCUUAUCUCUUGAAACUGCUUAACCUCCAGAAUUUGAAAACACACUUGUACUUUGCACUGUCUGAGGCCCUGCAGGUCCAAUAACAGAUGCCGCUAACUUGUACUUGAAUAAACUGCUGUCCGUGAACUGUCUUUUAGGUCAGUGGACAGAAAAGGUUUCAAAGUCAAACAACUAAAAAGGGUACAGUGGGUGGGGCGCUCAGUGUGCUGAAAUGCUGUGUUCUUCCAUUAACUUAUCAGUUUCAUGAUUUUCUGCAGUGCAUCUCAGCUGUAUAAUAGCAAGAUUCUGUCCUUCCCACCACUUCACAGCCCUUGAGAAUAGCAGAGACAAAUGCAAAAUAUGUGGAAAACCUUUUGGAUAUUGCCUUUAUAUUAUCUUUUAGUUACUUAGUUUUAUAUUGGCUCUUUAUAAACCGCUUUGAGGACUGUCAUGUCAAAAUAUUCAAUACAAAUUCUAUAAGUAAUAAAUUAUGCACAAUCACACUUCAUGGGCUAGUGAAUCUACCAACAACAUCCAUAAUAAGUGUUAUACAAUGGUGCCUCGCAAGACGAAAUUAAUCCGUUCCGCGAGUGUCUUCGUCUAGCGGUUUUUUCGUCUUGCGAAGCAACCCUAUUAGCGGCUUAGCGGAUUAGCGCUAUUAGCGGUUUAGCGGCUAUUAAAGGCUUAGCGGCUUAGCGGCUUAGCUGCUAAAAGGCUAUUAAAGGCUUAGCGGCUUAGAAAAAGGGGGGGGGAAGCGAAAAAAAAAUCUCAAGACUCACAAGACAUUUUUGUCUUGCGAAGCAAGCCCAUAGGGAAAUUCGUCCUGCGAAGCACAUUGAAAAAUGGAAAACCCUUUCGUCUAGCGGGUUUUCCGUCUUGCGAGGCAUUCGUCUUGCGGGGCACCACUGUAUUUUAGUGCCUAUUUGUUUUCAUUUCUCAACUUCCAAGUUGUCCACAAUCUACUAGCCACUUGACACUUUUGAUACAUCAUUUUGUAGUCCUCCUUCCAAUAUCGUCUUUAUUCCUUUAAACCCUUCCAGUAUUUUUUGGUAGUCAGUUUCUCAUAUACAGGCUAGAAUAGAUCUAUUUCUCUUGCUGCAUUCCAUAAUGGACUUAAGAGCAUUUGUGGCUCUAGGAGUGCCCCCUGGUGGAAUUUGUCAGUCACUUUAGAGUGCUAGUAGGAUUUAUUUCUCAUGAAUACUUUACAAAGUGUAUUUUGAUGAUUUUCUCUACAAUUAUGAGAACUAGAAGGUUGAAAAAUAUCAAAAAUUUAUCUCUUCUUAUUCAAUCUAUCUUCAGUCACCUAGACUGAACAACUGAUUGGAUUUUGCAGUUGUUUUUUUUAAAAUAUCUGACUGCAAGUACUUUCAAAGAAACCACCUUAUAUUGAGUUUGACCGUUGGUCCAUGUAGCUCAGUAUGGUUGACACUGACUGGCAGCAGGAUUUCAGGCAGGAGUUCUCCAUAGCCCUACCUGGAGAUUGAUCACAGAAGCCUCUGCUUAAAAAGCAAAUCCUGUGCCACCGAAUCAUGGCCUUUCUCCAGUUGGGGAUCUCGGGCUCAUAUCAUAUUUUUACUGUUUUCCUGCAUGGUUGCUUAAAAUAUGUAAUCCUGGCCACUUUCACAAGUGGGAUGUCCGGGACUGGCUGGGCAAUUAGGAAUGGUGGGAGGCUGCAGCUGGAAAACCCUCUAAUGAAGCCAUAGAAGAGGAAGACUCCAAACCCAGGGAAUGUUGGUGGCACACGGAAGACAGGUCAGAGGAUGAAGGGGUGGAGGCAGAAUGGUUGAAUGCUGAACAAGCAACAGGCUUGAGUGAGAGAGAGGAAGAAGAGGCAGAAAAUGGCAGAUGUAGGGGAGGUGGGGGCUGAGGCUGCAACAGAUUCACAGGAGCCUGCUGGUCCUACUGUAUGCAGCUCACCUCCCCCAUUGUCCCCAAGCACUUGGAGAAUUUUGCAUGUAGCAGAAUGACAAGCCCAGAGGUUGUAGUGGCCCCCUCCCCAGCAGAGUUUAAGACUGCAGGGAAAACAGCUGGAUGGGGAGGAGACUUAGGGGGAAGUGGGAGGCCCAGAUCAUCAGUUCUGGCAACUUCUUCAGUGGGGCCAGUCUCACGUAGGAUUUUCUUGUUUGUAUUCUGUUUCCUUGAAUAAAGAAUCAAUUUUACUGUUCAGCUCUGAGUCUCCGUACUGACCUGCAGCUGAACCAGCCCUGACACUGCAUUUUAAAAACUUUCUGUACUCUUACUUUUUCUAAGGAUUAGCACACAUAUUUGUGCAGAAUAUUGCUGGAUUGUGUUUUUCUGAUAUAUUACACUAAUUGAAAAUCUAGCUGUGAAACUACACAAAACCUGAAAGCUGAUCAUAUUACACAGCACCAUAAUAAUGUUCUCUGAUAUUAAAAAUAAUACCUUUUAUGUGAUUUGGCAGGAUUUUAUAGCUGCAACACAGAAAUUAUGCCUGGUAUAAAUAACUGGACUUCUGAUAUACAGGUAAAGAAAAAAGCAUGCAAAAAUAAAAAUUAAAUGCCUUUUCUUUCAUAGUGAAAUGUAUAAUCUCAGACCUAAAUAAUGAUUUGUGUCUAAAGAAUAAUUAUCCAUGUAAAAGAAUUAUAGGAGCAAGAUCCUCCAUACCAUCAGUUCUUUAUCAAAAAUUAUGGCCCAGUGGUGGCACGAUGGGUUGUAUCUAAAGGUGCCCUUCCACUCAGAGAAGGGCCAUUUUUACACCUUCCACUAGAGUCCCCUUCCUCAUCCUGCUGCCCUCCAGAUGUUUUGAACUACAACUCUUAUCAGCCUUCACCAGCAACUGGAAGGCAACAGGUUGGGGAUGGCUAAAGAGAUUGUUUGGCUUCUGCAAACUGCUCAAGAUGAAGCAUGAGAACUGCUAUGAAACCCACCUUAACAAAUGAAUGAAUGGACCUGAAUAUCUCUCUUCAACAAAGGUUUACUGGGCACUUUACAAAGAUGCUAAUAAUAAUAAUAAUAAUAAUAAUAAUAAUAAUAAUACAACAUAAGAUCAAAACAUAAAUUGCAGUGGGGGAAAAGCCAUACAAAGCAGGAAAUGCUGUUUUUAAAAUUUGAGGAGGAAAAGUAUUUGGUGCCCCAAAUAAAAUAGUUUGCAUGCCCUGCAAGCCUUUGAGGCACCACAUCUAAAUGUGCCUUCUUCUCCUUGGUUGCUAGCCACUUCACCUCAGGUGGAGGCAUUCAACAACAACAACAACAAACUUCAUCACCUCUCUCAACCUUAAUUACUUAUAUGGUUGUAUUAAAAUUAUAUUUAAAUGGCAACUCAUUCAAUUUGUUGUUUCUGCUUUAGAUGUUCACAUCAGUGAGAGUCUCCAGACUUAAUAAUGUUACCCUAACAAACCAAACACUCAACAAGACCUUUAAUGAUCUCUGUGAGAAUCUGCUCAAGGUAAAUGAAUAGCUGCUGGAACUAUAUAUGCGUUUGAACUAUUAAGUUUUUUUGCCAGUGGUACCUAGAAUUAAUUUUCUGGCAUGUCUCAGUGCCUACUUUUCUGCUUGUGGCAAACUCUGGAGUGGAUUGCAUAAGCUAAUACUGAAUGGGACAAUGCUGGCGAGUGGGUGGGGGGCACAGCCUUGUAGCAAAGUGUUGUACUAGAUGGCUACUUGGUCCAUUCCAACUUUAGGUCUCAGGAAAUCAUAUACAAGUGUUAAAUGGCACAUAAGAUAAUGCAUCUAUUUUCUUGGUAAGACACCAGAGUAAGUAUCAGUGAAUGUAUUCAUUAGCUAUCUCUGGGAGCCGUGGACAUGGUGAAAGGAUUUAUGGCUGUGUUCCUUGUUCUACUUUAAAACAUGAAGGGUGCUUUUCACCAAAAUUACAUUCCUGAAAACCACUGACAACAUAAAAAUCCAGUAGUAGCACAACACCUGUGGCAGAGAUGGAAGAUUUCUUGCAUUUCUGGACCAAAAGCCACACAUUCAGCAUGGAGUGACAAAGGUUGGCAACUAUACAGUAAUUAGCAAAGUCAUCAGAUGAUUCUUAAAUGCCAUUUUAAUGCCACUGUAAGAAACUGAGCCCCCCCAUACAUAUUUGCAAUAUAUAUCUCCAAAUGUAUAAAUCUUUCCAACAUAUCUUUGCAAACCACUACAGGCAAGGGUCCAAGUAUGCCAAAAACAGCAUACUCAAAAUGAUUCACGCACACUUUAAAGGUAGAUGGCAGCAUCUGCUCACACUGAUGUAGCUGAAGCAGGGAAUUAGAAUUGGGCUACAAAGAAAUGAAACCCAGACCUCCACCAGUUCAGAGCAUACUAGAUACAUAAUAUAUACUAAUUUCUUGUGUUCAACAGAGCCUGUAUUUUAAACUUCGAUCUAUGAUUCCUUGCUGUCUGUGCCAUGUAAAUUUUACAGUUGCUCUUCCAGAGGAUGAAUUAAUUCAGGUAAGCCAGUCCAUUCACCUUUUUGUAUUUGAAGCUCUUCACAUUAAUCUGUGACAGGAGCAGACUUUGAAAAAGUAAAGCUGGUCAAGUCAGACACAGGUUAUGCUGAAAGCUCCUUCCGAACCAUUUAGUUUUACAAUUUUGAGUUUAAAAGCUUGGCUUGCUUAGCAAACAAAGUUUAUGAAGAUACUUUGGAGAAUGACAGUUGUAAUGCUCCUUUUCACUGCUCAGUUGCUGUAGGACACACAUUCUCAAGAGUGUGGCUGUUUUCGGCAAGGCCCUGGGCAUUGUAUAUAACUUUGAUAAUUUAAAUGUGUCUCCACAGAAAUGUUCAUGUGGUUCCAUGUAAUUGCAGUGCUCAUUGCCAUUUCCUUUUAAAAUAUGUGUGGCCAUGCUGUGAGCCUAUUUUAGCAAUUGCUGUGUUUAAAUGAGAUGUUUGACUGCAUUCUAACCUUUUCAGUUAUUUGCAUGCCCCAGAGUAUGGUGAAAUCAUGUUUAAUUAAAUUUCUUUCUUUCAAAGUUGUUGUGAGGAAUGUUGACAGAAACAAAACCUUACUAUGAUUACAUUGUUGCAUACAAACUGUUUUGCUAUUUUAAAAGGUUUUUCAGAUGGUUGUAAUGCUUGUAAUUUUUUUUAAAAAAUGUGCUGUUUUGUGGUUUGCUGCCCUGGGCCAGCUUGCGAGGAAGGCAGAGUAGAAGUUUUAUAAAAUCUCAAAUCAGACAUACAAAGUACCAUUGCCUUUGAUAGUUAUUUGCCUACCAUUUUUCUUUUACACAGUCCCAGGCAUCUUUAUUUCUAAUGACAAGGUAUCAAAAUAGGCUCACUCAAUGGAAUAGUUUGUAUUGAAAGAUCAUUGAGUUGGAUUCAGACUAUUACAGUCAUACUUGCCAUCAGGUUCUGUUGAUUUUGGGGGUGGGAGACAUGGGGCUAGUGCAGUGAUCAGACCCGAUGCUGUCCCAUGGUGCUAGUUUUGGAUCUAGCAGAUUCCAGGCUGCCACAGCCCCUCCCCCAUUUGGGGGCUUUCUGCAGGCUGCUGGCAAUCCUGCCUGUGGCACUUCUGCCCACUUGCAUGUUUCUCAUGCAGAACAGAGAGUUCCCUGCCAGUGGAGUGACACUGGCAUCACUCCAUCGGUGGAAACUAGCAGGGCUUGGUAGAGGAAACCUCCGUCCAGUGCACACCAACCCUAAAAAGAAGGCAAGAUCAAGUGCAACCUUAGGUUGGAUCCAAUCCAUAGUGAUUAGGUUAUGAUGUUCCUUAAAAGUUUUUGCUUUCAAACCUGUUUUGCACCCACUACACCUGAAAUGAGAGUCCAGGAUUGGCAAACCAUAAGGCAAAUAUCACCUAAUUGGACAGCCUGCCUGCUGCCCAGUAUUUCUCUCCCCAGCCCCACCAGCUGUGGAAUGCUCAUCCUGAUGUGGGCCGUUUUCAGGAAGGCCUCAUCCAAGAACCUGGAUGGGUGAUGGGCAGCCCUGCCUCUAAGCUGGGGCCAAGGCCUAAUUGGUGCCCCCAAUAUUCCUUAACCACCGCCCCACCCCCUGCGUGACUGCUGUUCCUUCCAAGUGCCCUUCACCCACCAACAGAUGUUCUGGCAAUAAAAACACCAGAAAACAUCCUGACUGAUGAGGAAGGCAAAAAAUCCCCCUCAAACAGCUAAACAUGUGGAGGGUAACUAGUGACAGCUGAUGCCCAUAGCAAGAGUAUGGGACAGAGGGAGGGUGAGCAGGGAAGUCACCUCCAACACAAAUGUGUCUCUGUAUGGCAUGUCCAGUAUUUAAAUACUUGGUGUGGUCCACAGACACAAAGUUCUGGUUCAUGGCAAGUCUCUGUCCCCCAGGCGGUCAAAUGAGCUUGGACUGGCACCCAUUGAGGGCCAGUGGAGGUGCACUUCCCAACACCUCUUCAAGCCCAGUUGGCUCCUUCACCCUUGAGCAUGCCAUCUGCUGAGAUCAGCAAGUGAAGAUUUCCAUUAACCACCAGUUAAGAAAAAUGCCAUGGUUAAGUUAAAAAGCAAAGUGAGAGAGAAGGUUUGCACAAUGUGUGUCUGUAUAUCUCCCCAAAGUGUAAAUGGGGUUAAUUUUAAACUUUGAAAUAAAGUCUAAGAAAUAAAAACCUGACAACAUUAUAUUUACAAUUGCAGGUCACUGUUACAGCAGUUGCAAUAACAUUUGACAAACACCAAGCUUUGCAAGCAGCUAAAACUCCUGCAGAAAAAACAUUACAAAGAGGUAAACACAUUGAGGAACUUAAAACUGUCAGCUCUUGCCUGUUAUGGGUGCUAUAAUUGUUCAUUGUCACUGCCAUCUCAGGAUGCCCAUUCAUUUAAUUGGGCCUAAGUGGGUGUCAUUAGGUGCAGCACUGCAGCCUAGACACCCUUUCCUAAUGUUGCUGCAACAUAUUUCAUCUUUACAAUCAUUACGGUCAAGCAGCUUUUAUCAUUCUCAGGUUUGCUUUUAACCACUUCUUGCAGGCUGUGGCAUGUUUCACAAGCAAGCAAAACAAGCAUACAUUUAUGCUGCUCACACACACACUGGGAUGGUGAUGCUGCAUGCAGAUGCUGGGUGUGGAUUGAAACUCUAAUGUAUUUAAUUCCAUGCCUUGAUUAAGAUUGAUUAAUUUAAUUGUAGUGUGUGCAGUGGCUUACAGGGUGUGAGUCUGAGAGUAAACUGCAUUAAAGUGCCCUGUGUUCAUGCCUCUGGGGAAUAGAAUUAACAUCAACUGAAGCAAUACCUGUGGCUAACCUUAAGGCAUGAUAUCUCAAUUUAACCGGUGAUUUUUCCAGAGGGGCACAGGUCUUCAGGGCAUAUUUAGAAAGAAGCUGCUGGUACUACUUAAUCAGUUAAGUGAACUGUAGUUAUUAGUGAACAUCUCUUUGCUUUCCACUACAGUGGAUUGCUAAGGAAGUUGUCCUGUUAUAACAAUGACUUCUGACUGUGCAGCAGGUCAUCUUCUUUUCUCCCCAGAGGAAAUCCAGAAUAGAUUGGGGGAGCAGAAGAGAGGAAGAGGAAGUCCCAUUGUGCAGGCAGAAGUCCUUGCACUAAAGGGACAAUUUCAUUGGAUACAACCAAGCCUGUGGGUUUUUUUGUUUUGUUUGUGUAGGUUGGUAUAUGUGAAUUUUGUAAAGAAGAAAUAAAUUAACGUUUUUGUGCCUUUCUUCUUCUGUUUUUGUUUUUGUUGCCAGCUUCUACAGACAAUGAAGAACAGCUACAGUUUCCCAUGGAGCUUUCUUCUGAUCCUCAUGCUCCCCAGCAAUUCUCGCCAGCAAAAGGUUGGUUAAAGAAAAAGGCCAUUUGCUUAUCUUCUUGUGUUCCAUCCACUUGCUCCUUUUUUGUUUGUCAACCGUAGAAGUAGCCCUGCUACGCAAUGCAAGUUUUUUGUUUGCCAAAAAGACUUCAUCCUCCGGAUAUGUGAGGAGAGCGAAACAAAAUGUUCUUAAUAUGUCCGCUGUGCAGUCUCUUUUUAAGAACAGGGUGGCUGCUGCUGAAGAGGGAGCAAAUGAACAGGAACAACUUGCGCUUCUUUUACUGCUCUUCUAAUGCUGCUUUGAGCUGCUGCCAAACAGCCAUUCUAGUCUAGAGACAGCUGCAUUUCGGAAAAGUAUGAGGUGGUUCAUCUAACUACAAAAUGUGCUCUGAAGAGAUGGGUUUUGCUGAGUCUGAAUCAAGUCUUUUUGGAAAUUUAAGGAUUGUAAAUAUUAUAGAUUAUUUCUCUUGGAGAGGCAGAUAUAACUAACAAUGCGCCGUGCCAGGUAUUUUCCAAAGGAAAGGAAAUGUUCCACCACCCUCAUCCUAAAUCAGGCUUCUUCAAACUCAUCCCUCCAGAUGUUUUUGGCCUACAACUCCCCUGAUCCCUAGCUAGCAGGACCAGUGGUCAGGGAUGAUGGGAAUUGUAGUCUCAAAACAUCUGGAGGGCCGAGUUUGAGGAAGCCUGUCCUAAAUCUUUAUCCUAAUACAGAGGUUGUAGACUUCACAGCAGGGAGCCACAAAAUAAUUAAUCCAAACUAGGGAGUAUGUGAUUUGGCAUAAGUAAGUGCAAAGUAAUGCUCGCUGGAAUAAAUAUUCCAAAUUUUGCAUUAGACUGAUGAGGUCUAAACAGGUACCUACCUAGAAAAAAGAGAUAUUAGCAUUACAUUGGAAAGCUAAUUUGAAAUGCCGUCUCUUGUGAAAGUGUUUUGCUACUCAAGUCAACACAGCACAUCUGCAAGGAGGUCAAAAGUAUAACGCUAUACAUGUCUGCAGUGAAGCAAGUCCCAGUAAUUUCAGUGGGCUUACUUCAAGGUAAGUGGGCAUUUGAAUUGCAGCCCGAAUCAACAAAGAGUCUUGUGAUACAUUAAAAGAUGAACAGUUUUAUCAUGGUGUAGGUGUUUGUGGCAAGAGCCUACUUUGUUGGAUAUAUGAGGUUCCAUCCUGUUGAAAGGUUCAACAAAUGAACUUCAAAGGGAGGCUCCAGCAGGAAAGUGCUGAAUGAGAACUUAAUCAGUUAAUUUUAAGUGAAGAAAAUGUAUUUUUGCUUAUUAAUUAUUGUGGAUAAUAACAUUUAGUCUGUUACAGAUUUUAAAUACUGUAUUUGUUAUGAAUUAUAGUUGUAUGGAUUUUAUUGUUGUAGCUUGCUUUGAUAACUUUUUUUGGUAUAAGGCAACAAAAUAAUUUUCUCCAUCUGGACUUGACUAGAUCUGUUCUACCACAGUUCAUUAAUGCAGGGUAUAUAGGAUAUGUGACCACCAAUUUCUGCUCUUGUGAAUGGUCGCUAUGCUUUAUGAAACAAGACUCAUUUUGUUUUUACUACAACAUCAGAAGUGUAAUUAGGGAGUGUCCCAGAGACCCGAAUCCCACAAGAUGCCCGGAGUCUUCCAAAGUGCAAUGCCCAGGAGACCACAGCCAACCACCAUCCUAAAUUUCCCAGAGACUCUUGUUAUAAUUUUAAUAUGUAUAUAAGCAGCCCAUAGCUCAGAAUAAGCCCUGACAGGUAAACUUUGCUUCCUGCCCCUUGGAAUGUGAGCCUAUAUUUGCAUGUACAUACAUUGCAAAUUUGUGUCAUAAGCCUGUGCCCCAAGUCUUUGAAGUACCUAACAGUGCUCCUGUGCAACUGAUUAACAUGGCUAUCCUCUGGAAACUCUUAUCCCUAAAGUCAGUUUUAACAGAUUAUGCUAGGUCAUUGCCAAGUGAGGUAAUUACACAGUUAGUGUCUCAAGGAAGCUUCUGGAGCAACGCACUAUUGACCACACAAAUACUUCGACAAAUCUAUCCUGUUGCUGAGUUUCUGUUUACCAAACCACCCUCCUCUUCUUUCUACAAAUCAGAAUCUUCUGGAAUUCCAUGUCUUUCAUUGUGUAAACUUAGCCUUCUUGCAGGGUUUCACUGUUGUUAACUUAUUUGGCUUAUUCUUUUCCAAAGAUUAGUAGGAGACCCUAUUUGUAAAAUAACUGCUGGCCAGUAGAGGGUAGUCUACUCCCUUGUCAGCAAACAGUGUGUUUAACAUUAACCAUGGAUGGUCUGUGAAACGCAGCAAGCAUUUAUGUGAGAUCAUCAAGGUUCGUAUCAACGCCUCCCAUUCUCUAAAGAGAAUUCUUUCUUUUGGAAAGAUCUGUAGUUGAUAUAUGAUUCAUAAUUUACUUGAACUCCUGUGAGAACUUAAUUAUUAAGUUCAUUUGCACUUCAGGCAAAAUAAUAGAUCAACAAAGCAAACAUUUAUUACGUUCUCACUAAACCCCCACAGAGUGCAGUGUUAAUGUAAUGGUGCUAAAGGGGUAUAUUCAGCUUACAAAUAAAAUUCCUGCCUGAUCAGGUUCUGUUUUUUAAAUUUCUAUAACGAAAACACAGCUUGGACAAUUGCCUGCCUGCCUUCCAUAAGGUCUUGGAAUAUUGUUUUGUGUUACCAUAAUACUUAGGUCCUGUUUUUUUCCUGCGUUUUGACUAACAGCCUGCUGCCCUCCCUGCUUUCUCCCAGCAGCUUUGAGACAAACUUGCAUCAUUACAAAAGGAUCAGGGAGCUUCUGCAUACAAAUAAGCAUGUUGUCGCCUAGUUAAAGCAUUAUGUUCUGCAUGUAGUAAAGUAUGAAGGGAAGAAGGCUAGUGUGCAUAAGCCCUGUUACACAUUUCUGCUAUAUUCUUGGGGAAAAGUAGCAUGUGAACAGGCCCUGUAUCUCUAAAACAGAGAGACCUUAACCUGAGUAAUGCUGUUGAAGUUGCACUAUGUACAUUGUGGAUUCAUGAAGGCUUCAGCCUGAAUUUGUUACCACUUUUCGGAAAGCAGGAAGCAUUGCACUCCCAAUUAAUCUGGCAAGUGAGAUUGAUUCACAACUGCAGGCAUGUAGUCUUUAUGUGUACACAUACACACAGGCAACACAUAUGCAGCUUCAUAAAAGUGCAGACAUUCCUUUAUUCAUAUUGUUGCAUUCUUAUUGUUGCACAUUACAAGGGGAAAAAACCCCACCCCAGGAAGCAAAAACUGGGACAACAGAAAAUUCUUUUUUCACCUUGAUUUUUCACACAGAUACACACAUGACUUUUCUCUAGAGUUGCAUGCGGGCAGCAAGUAUUUCUGUGGUGCGUUGACACUAGCUAAGUAGGCAUGUCUGUCUAGGAAAUCUAUAGUCCAAUAACACCUGAUGUGUGUUUAGUAUGGCCCCUCCCCAUCACAUUUUUGUCCUAGGGUAUUUCCUAGCUUUCUUCAAAGCCCCACACCUAGCACUGUUUCAUACACAAUUUUAAAUGUAUCCUUAAAAAUACAAAGUGUUUAUAUGACAAAUUUUGUGUUUACAAGCACAUCCAUCAUAUGUGCACAAUCAUCAGACAGCAAGGAUUGGUUAUAGCUCCCUUAGUGUCAGUCUUUGCUUUGCUGCUGUCAUGUGGAUAAAAUGAGCCCUAGUUGACAUAACCCAUGUUGAUGGUGCUGGUCUAGUGUAUAGCUGCACUAAUAAAGAGUUGCCAAGGGCACACAUGCAAAACAGGGGAAAUUUAUUCUCCUGGCUUAAGAUUCUCCAGCCUGGACUGAAACAUAACCUUUUUAUGGUUGACAGAAGUGCAGAUUAAGUUAGUGAAAUAGUGCAGUUAAACCAUGUUCUUCCAUAAAGAACUGACAUGAUUUACAUUGAUUUGUAGAUAUUACUUCAACCAUGGUGAGGUAACCAGUGGCCCACGGGUCAGAUUCAAUCCACCAGCCUGCCAACUUGUCUAUGACUGUCUAAAAGUGACAGUCAGAGCACUGCCUCUGGCAACAGCUGCUUUCAGCAUAGGCAAAGGAGAAGGUGGGCAGCUCUUUGAAAGCAUCAGAGGAGAUUGGGAAACCAUUUGUCUCUGCUGCUUGUAAUAUCCUGCCUACCUCCCUCUUCAGCAACUGCUCACAGCAGUGGUUUCUAAUGUCUUUUGUCUCCUUUACUGUUGGGAAAAGCGAGGGAUGAGGGAGGCUGGCUUUAUUGGGAUCCACUGCCUCAAGGCAGCUGAUGCUCCAUAAAUGAACAUAGGGAGAGGUUGCCACAAGGUGCCUAGCUGCACCAACUGGUGGUUUGAGCCCUCCAGGUGGUUGGCCAAGGGGGGAUGUGGCUCUCAGGCAAAAAUUGGUUCACUGACACUUGAUUUUAACUGUAGUAACAGAUUGUGUUGCAUUGAUCCUAUAGUAAUCAAACCAGAUUUUCUUUAGCAGAGCAGCAUUUGAACACCUGGAAAAGCUUGUUAGAUAGCCAGCACCCAAUGACAAGAAUAUACAUAAAAUACAAAGAGAUAUUUUAAAAUGCUGCUUACAUAAUGACUAGGGAGCAUUUUUUUUAUUCAGAGUGAAUAUAAAAGUUUCUCAGUAGAGAACUGUAUACAAUCAUAUGAAAUGACUUGGAUGAAAUAUUCAUGUAGCUUAAUGUCUGUAACCUAUAUGAAGCCCUCGUUCUGGGGGUUGUUGCCUCCGUUUUUGCAUUGAGGUUUGCUUUUAUGGUGCUCUUUGCAAAAUCAGCACCUUGGAGAGCAGAAUAAGGCUGAUAGUCUGGGGCUGGAGACAUCCUUUCAUUUGGGUGUGCAUGUAUGUGCUGAAAAUAGUUUAUUACAGCCAUGGUUGCCUGUGCUAUGUGUAUGAUUCCCCCACAGUCAGCCAUGGCAAACCACAAACCUGCAAAACUUGCUUGAUCAGAGACAAUCAUGGCACUAAAGAACUAACAAACAGCAACACACAAAAACAAAACUUGCCAUCUGUCUUCAGUCUGAUUUUGCUUAGUGGAAGCCUUUAUACAGUGUUUAGAAAUCUGAUGAGAGAAACUUGUGGCUUUUUUCAUGCUAGAACAGAUGUCAGCAUAUGAUAUGUCAGUGAGUAAGUUCCAGAAGUUUUGUGAGGUUCAGACUUGCGGCUGAUUGUUCUUUUAUUACAAACAUAUACUUCUUUGGCAAUUUUCCAGUUUCUUCUUUGCAUGCUUACCUGGGGACCAUUAACAAAAUUUCAGUUCUUUCUUGUGUACCUUGGUCAUUCCUGUUUCAUGCUUCUAGGGCGCUGUAGUCUAUACAAUUAUGGCUUAGUUUGUGUGGGAUGAAUAUGUGGCAGAUCAUGGGUUUAGCCAGGGAGUUCAUAUGUAGUCACCUUUUGGAUUCCUGUCAAUCUUGUUGCCCUGUGAACAGAUGUCAGCACCCUGGUGAAAAGUUCUGAAAAUAAGAGAGCUCAUCUGAAAAUAAUAAUGAUGAGCUCUCUUAAAUAUUAUGAAGGUAAACACAAGCUUCCUGGAUUAUAAUUUAUUUCAUUUGAACAAGACAUAACUAAUUUUUGGUCUAUUGGACUCAGAAGAAGAAAGAAUGUGGUAUAGAAAUGAUAACAAUGCAAAAGAUAAUUGGAUACAUGCCAGUCAGGGCACAUGCCUCCAUUGCUAGAAACAGUUGAGAUAGGCUUUUUUUAAUGUUCUAUUGUUAGCCUGCAGUUCUUACAGAAGAGCUUGAGUAAUAAAUUACUUGGCUAAAAAUGAGUACAACCCCAUGCUAGGCUUCUAAAAACCAGACUCAAUCAAAGGGCAGGGGGGGACCUGACUGAGGACAAAAUAGAAAUGAACAAUAAAGAUCAUGUUUGAAAGAGAAGAGGAAAUGCAUAGGAAAGAAACAGUUCAGCAGAUUUGAGCCAUGUGAUGAAACUGCAGGGUAUGAAACAAUGGUGGUGGUGAUGAGGGCUUAGAAUUGGGCACCCUGCUUGGAGUGGCACUUUUAGUGGAAAGUGGAGAGUUAUAGCAGAGUCAGUAUUCAGUAAUAGGAAGAUUCAUACGGGAAGAAGAGAAGCAUAGAAGCUAUGAAGGGGGAGCAUUAGGUAGCAGUGCAGGACAUAAAAGUCCCUUACCCCACGAAGAAAGGCAGAUACAGUAUAGAUAUAGAGAAACAGAAAUAGAUAGUUUUUUAGGAAUCCCAGACUCUGCUCACAAAAGUCCAGGGAUUAUCAGCAGCCUUGCAUUUGUGGUUAUAUAUUAACGCUUCGGUUCUGUAAUUAUACCAUGCACUUAUGGUAGAGUUCACAGAGGUAAUUUGGUUCCCAACAUUUGGGAUCCUUAGAAAGAGAAGAGUUCUGCAUGCUCAGCUUCCGCUUUAAGUUCUGAGAGGUAAAAAGCAUUCCUUGUGAUCUUUCGCUGACAAAAAUUUUGUGAGAGAAACUGUCCCACAAAUUUUAAUAUUUAUCAUGUACAAUUUUUAAAAGGUUACACACCUUAUAAAUUUAAUCUGUGUCACAAACCUGUACUAGCUGUUAAAAUUUCCCCACCAAUUAGUGGGGUCAAUUUUACAUACUGUAGUUGCAACAAAGAUUUUCCCUUCUCUUUCUUUCUUUCUUUCUUUCUUUCUUCUGUUGGGCUCAGUCUUGGGUUCUGCAGGGGAGCAAAAUGGCUAAGUCAGAUAUUUAGACUUCGUUCUUUCCAAGAUUUUUAGAACUUAGUCUCUGCUUUUAUAACUUAAAUGCAUAAGUGCAUCAUUCUAUCGUUUCUUCUGUUUCUAUUCUGUGAUUAUCAAUCCUUGCUCCCUCUGCUUUUUCAGUUUAGCUGCCUAUUCCAUCAAUGUUAAUCCUCCAUGUUAGGUUAAGCAUUAACCCUUAUUCUUUCAUAGCCAUUCUAUACAUUUAGGUUCUAUGGAGCAUAGGCAGUAAAUGUAGUAAAUUCGCAGAGUACAUGCUUCUUUUUUUAGUAGUUGCAGUUCAGAUUUGCAAUCCCUUGCUAUUUUUAAACAGAGAGCCUUCUAAGUAUGGAAGGCCAUAGAACUAGAAGAGAAUCUUUUUAAGGUGAUAUCCAAAGACGCUUUGCCAAGAAAAACCAGUCCCUCUUGAAUGUAGUACAAAGUUUACUGUAUUCUGUUGUGAACAAUAGGUUGUGCAAAGUUAAUGUUGUGUGAAAUAAAACCAGAAAACACAACACAGGGAUUUCUCUAGCAGAUUACUCACUUAAAAAUUGACAUGAAAUAAAAAUCUGUAUUAAUAUAGUUAAUGUUUCUUAUGUCAUAUCAGUGGAAUUCAUUUUGUCUUAUUAGAGGACCUGGAGAAUGCAAGUUCCCACACAGCUGUCCAAAGAGGUGAGUUUCCUUGAUUUAGCUAUAAGCCAGAACAGGGGAUGCAUUCCUGGCUCUGUUGGGGGUACACUUGGGAUGUGGCUUCAAGCAUUCAGGAAGUAUGUACCAGUUGCCUUGGAAAGCACGCUCUGAUGUGGCUUAUUGAUAUCUGAAUAUGCUCAUCAAAGUAUUUUUAUAUACAUUAGGGAUAGCUAGAAUUAGAAGUGACGGGUAGUCUUACAUUGUCGCUUUGUCUUCCAGAACAAUUUUCGUAAUAACUGGUUGAUCAGUUCUUCAUCUUCCUUUAAUGUUAUAUUGAAUUCCUCAGUUGUUGUUUUUUUACGGAGUACUGGAAGGGGAUGGAACUAAAGAUCAGUUAAUACAUAAACAAUGCAUGCUGCUGUGGAAUUCUUGAUACCAGUCUUGGUGCCUGCCUAGGAAUACUCAGUAAUCUUUGGGGGGGGGGGGAGACACACACCAAACCUUCAAUUUUCACUGCGAGGGUAACAAUCUUGAAAAGGAAGAGGUGUUUCAAUAGCACAAACAGGGGCUUACGUGGAGUAUAUUUUAAUCUUUAUUUCCUGCUUAUCAGGAGGAGUUAUGUGAUUUUUAAAUUAAAGCUGAAAACAAUUGCUGAACUUUUGAUCUAGUGAGCUUGUCCGGGAAGCUCAUAAGCUUGAGUUUAAGAGUUUGAGUGGCCAUGCAAGGCACCCCAGGUGUUGGAUUCAAAACAUCAAACUUGUUGCCAAAAGGGUGCAAAUACUUUUCAUUUAUUUGUUUAAAAGAUUUGUCUGGUAUGGAUACUGUCGAGGGUGAGGUGUGAGAUCCUAAGGACAUUAUAUGGGAGUUCCCUCAUUCAUGUAGCCCUGUGCCAGUUAUUUUGUUUAUUAUAGUGAAAAUAUCCUUUAUAUUUAAAAAUAUGUGCUCAGAGCUGAAUGACUCUGUCCCAUUUGACUACUGUUUGCACCUGAAUUCACAACAUCAGGUUACCUGGGUAUUUCACACCACUUACACCUGUCCAGUACAGAUCAUUUCAUGAUGUAUUCAUUAACUAAACAUAUCACAACACUGAGCACUUCACACUGGUUCAGACAGUCAGCUGAUCCCAUUCAAACUGCAGCCAGCAAGCACUCACCCGGCAGGGAUCACAUUGAAGAGAGAGCUGCACGAAACAGCUUGUGGGGACCAUGUACACUGGUGCCAUGAUUUGUACAGUCACAGUGAUCCUCCAGAUCAAUUCGUUCUUGCAAAUUGCGGCAACUGUGUGAAUCUGUUCAUGUGAUCUCUGCUUCCUUGCGGUCCCUGCUGGUGGCCCUGCAGACUCCCAUAGGCAGUUUGUGUGGGACCUGUCUACUCUCUGCUCUGGACCAGUGCCUGAAAUUGGUGUAUCUGGGAAGUGGAAGGUACUUGUGCAGUGUCUUCCUGCUGAUCGUCAUACAGCAGAAGGCUCAAUUUGUGCUGCCUUGUAGAAGCCUCCACAGUGAUCCCAAGCACUGUAACUUUCAGAAAUGUUGGACAUAAUUCACAGAAUCAUCAGAGUUGCCAAAAGGGCGUCUCUUGAAGCACCGUCAAGCACUCUGAAAGCACUGUUACAGAAAACUGCAAGGCAGUCUUAGAGCAGCUGGUACUCUUUUGAAUUCAUUGCUGCAGAACUGCAUAAAACAAGAUAUGUAUGCAUUUUCGUAGGGAUGAUAUUUCUAGAUGUUCAUACCACGUAGGUGAAUCAUGUCCUACCAGUAAUGUCCAAGCAGAGGCAAGCACUGUGUUUUCUUGGAAAACCACUUAUUCUUGGAUGCAGAUAAUUGAUUCAUCAGAAGGAGCACUGCAAUGGGCAAAGGGGCAUCACCCAUAUUUUUUUCCUUUGUUUUUCCUUUUGUUUUUCUGUCUGUGUUUCCAGCAACAUCAGUUGAUUACAGUUCCUUUGCAGACAGAUGCAACAGCUGGAUAGAAUUCAUUAAACUGAAAGCUCAGACCAUAAGGCGUGGAUCAAUUAAGACAAGUAGGCGGUCAUUUCUACCACAUUCUGAUCAUUGGAAGCGUAGUUCUGAUCUUUCAGUGGCAAACGGUGGAGCUUCCUACCCAGUAGUGGCAUUGCAAAAUCAGUGUCCGAGUGUGAAAGCUGCAGACACACAGCGUCUGUUUUUGAAAACAUUAAUGCCAGGUUGAUUUUGGAGCGCAUUGUUCUGUGCUCCAAAAGUAAACUGCCAGUAAAUAUAUAGGUGAUAAAUAGGCUUGUGAAUUGUACAACUAAAAGGUAUACAUACCGUGUGGCAGAAAGUGUAUGUAUACAUCAGUGAAAUUCUUCAGGCUAUGCAAGGAUCACCUGCAUGAUAUUUGUGGCAGCAAUCACUGAAUUACAAAGUGGUGAGUUUUUAAUUUUUGUUUAAGUAGUUCAAUGGCUGCAGGUAUGACUUUUGCUUUAGUUACUCAAGAUGAAGAUUUACCUGGAAGCUGACAGCAAUGAAGAAUUUGUCCAAAAUUUGAAAAAUGCUGGACUGGAGAAACGUGUCAACUUUCACACUCUUUCCUGUAGACUUUUUGUCGUUCCCUCUAGCAGAAAUUUUUACCAAAUCGUGAUACCUUUCCCAACCACUCCCUCCCUCCCUCCGCACUACCUGUGUCUUCACUUUAUAACUGAUCAUUUGUAUGUGCAGCUGCUGGCCUCAGUGUUUUCUUUUGCAGGAAUGCUACUCUUCUUCCAAAAUUAAAUCCCAUUCAAGCUUUUUGUCUCUCGUUUGCAUGUGCUGCAUGGUUAUUUCUUUUCUAUGGCUGAGCAUCACGGGCAGCUGAAUGUUGUCACCAAGCUAUGUGGAAACCAUGAAGAAGGCUUAAUCUGUUGGAGCUACCGAUGCAACUAUCCAUAUAUUGAGUAGUUAUUCUCUGUCUGUCUUCCUUCUUUCCUUCCUCCCUUCUGCCACUUGUAGCCAUUUCAUUCGACAAGCCAAGUCCAUUGACAGAAGGACAGUCCCGUCGUUCUGGCGCAUCCGGCAUGAGUUCCACUGUGCCAGUUGUUAAGAUGACACCUCUUUCUUUCAUCGCUGGGGCAAAAAUAACCAAAUACCUUGGAAUAAUCAACAUGUUUUUUAUACGAGAAACCACUUCUUUGCGUGAGGUAAGCUGCACUGGAGUUUGCCUUUCUCUCAUGGCUAACAUGGCUGCUCUUGGGUUUUAGUUAUGCUGGGUGCAAGAGAUGCAGCGGUUCAGAAUUAACAGAAAAAUAAAGGGCAUAAGUCUUGCUUGAGCAGAUUCCAGAUUAUCAUAUCUCCAUAUACCUUCACUAUAAGUAAAAUCCAAUGCACAGUUGAAUUUUGUGCUCUUUUUAGCAGAUUAACCCAGCUCUUGAUUGUGUGUUUGCAGAAAAGAUCCACAGUAUAGCUCUGCUAGAUAAUUUGAAAAAUAUGCAGAUAUGCUAUUAUAAGGCAACAAUAACAGCAAACGUUUUGGGAGCCUAAGCAAAUUGUCGCACAGUCCCAUCUGUUCCUUGUAUGGUUUUGAAUGCUAUUUGUGGUUUUUCAUUGCUUUUUUGCUGAUAAAUCAGACUGUUUACUUGGAGGUUUGAAGUAGUAGUUCUCAAAGUAUGUGUUAACUCUGAAUGAUGCUUUAGAAGACUAAGAAAAAUGACACAACUCUUUUGGAACAACUGUUGAUUAGUUUUCACUUGUUUAGAAUAAAUUUGAAACUAAAGAACAGUAAGUGCUGGGGAUGGUUUUACUAGUGCCUUGCCACUAAAAUGUGUGUUGGUGUGUUUUUAUAGGAGGGCGGUGUAAGCGGUUUUCUUCAUGCAUUCAUUGCUGAGGUCUUUGCAAUGGUAAGGGCUCACGUGGCAGCUCUCGGGGGAAAUGCCGUUGUCUCUUACAUCAUGAAGCAGUGCGUGUUCAUGGAGAAUCCAAACAAAAAUCAGGUAAACGGUGCUUGAAGAGAACACUGUAUGUCUGCACAUAAACGAUAAGGACUAGAGAAGCCUGACAGCAUUUGCAAUGUACUGGCAUCCAGGCAAGGUUCUCCUGACUAAUCAGUCAAGAACUCCUGCUAAGAAAACAACCUACCUGUUAAUCACACCAUGUCAAGCGAUUGACGGGUGGGUUAUCCCACUCACCUGUCAAACGUUGGCAGUCGGGAGUGGGGGCAGAUGACAGUCUGGCUCACAAGUCCAAAAGGGUCCCCCACCCCUUCUCUAAAGGGUUUGUGAUGGCCCCUAGGCCUUAAAAUUGAGCCAUUAGACUUUUCAUUUGUUUGUAGCUACUGGAAUUCUUGUCUAAUAAACAUAGCUGCAUGAUUUGGCUCCUUUUGUGUGUGAAGUCACAAUAGAUGCACAGGGAAUGGAGGACUGCAUUUCCCAAGAAACAUCACAGUUUUGGUAAAAUACAUAUAUAAUAUUCCCACUUUUUAAGGACAGGAGUCUUAAAUCCUGAUAAAAAAGGAACAACUGCAUUAUUUGCACUGGGCUCCAAAGGCCUUUUGAACAAUGUGUACCAUUCCAAAAAGGACGUUGGCGAAUUGUCAAUUUGUAGCUUUCUGCUGUAUCAGCUUUCAGAGAAUUUGAAAGGGAAACACAUGAAAAGUGAGGCUGAGCAUCCUUAGCUUGGAGAAAAACAAAUCUUUAUUUGUUGGGGCUGUUAGGGAGGGCCCUAUCAAAAUGGGCUGGUGUAGGUGGAGGGGAAAGAAUUAUUUACUCAGGCCAUUUCACACAGAAACCAUCUGUGUGAUCAGAAGCCUCUGAAUCUCUAGUACUACUAGUUUUGGCCUCUGCUAUAACCAUCUGCAGAAAGCUCCUUCUCUGCUAGCGUUGCUGCAGCUGCUCAUCUGUAAACUUUUUGUCAGCACUUGGCUGCUUCUGGCAGCAGAGAGGUACAAAGACCUUGUCCAGUAGCAGGAAUUUAUUUGCACAUUUUAAACUCCUGUGUAAACAAUAAGGUUCUGUUUAAAAUCUACAAGAUAUAUAACUGGAUGCCCGCUUUCUGUCUUUGCAGGCACAGUGCCUAAUAAACGUCAGCGGAGAUGCAGUAAUCUUUAUACGUGAAUCGGAAUUGGAAGGAGCAGCAAACCAGCUCUCCACAAAUGGCUCUCAACCUACCAAUUCAAAAGAUGCCAUAAGUUACAACAUGAAGAAGUGAAAUGGCUUUAAUUAUACCUCGAGGUUAUCUUCAAAGUGUCAGAUGCCAUGGCUUUCAUUUGUUUCUUUUCAAUCAGCAACACUCCUUAUAUUAAGGACUGCUCCGUUUUGAGGCAAUCAUAAAUACUGUCCAUCAGAUUUCGUAAGAGCCCCUGUGCACACAAAAGAACAUCUGUCUAAAGGAAGAACUGAAAAUAGCAGAUGUUCAUCAGAACUGAAGUCAUCAGGAUAUUGCCCUGUAUAUUAUAGGGCCAGAACAAAAAAAAUCUUACUUGGAAGCUAUCAGAAACAAAUGUUACUCAUUCUCAGAGGGAGGAAGAGAGGAUUUAUAUUACAACUGGAAUAUAGCUGAGAAAUUCAAAUCUCUCCAUGUGUUUUGAGAAAGGAAAAGCUGGUUCCAACAGCACUGCCAAAUACGCAACAUGCAAAGUAAACAUAGCUUUUGGAACUAGUGACAAUCAUCGCCCACAUGAACUGGACAGACUGGAUGUAGCUGCAUGUUAAAAUAUGUUUUUUCAUGUUUGUGAACUAUUGAAUAUUUUUCUAUUGUACAUUUUUUAAUUUUAAAUUGUUAAAUAGAAUUAUGAUAAAAUAACUGGUUCAGAUAACUAUCGACAUUUUAUGUUAUUGGAACAAUAGCGGUAGAUGAAAAUCUGCUAUCUGAAGUCUGUGAAAUCCUAGCUGCGUCUGAAGAGGAAAUCAGGGCUUUGGAUUUCACAGGUUGCAAAUACAAGGAAACUUGGAGAAAGAGCAGUAUUCUAGAAAGGCCACCACUCACAGAUGGUGUUAAAUAUGGUACCUAGGAAGAUGAGGAUUGCUGCAGUAAACAGAGGAUUAGGCACACCCAGAGGGAUUUGAUAGAAUAUAACAGUCCAUAGAUCUGAGAAACUGCUAUUAACAGAUGCGAUCCUAGACACUUGCAUGCGUGGAUAGGGGAGAUAAAUGCAUGCUGAAGCAUGAAAUAUGUUUUGAAAGUUUCUGUGGCAGCAAUCACUUGGCUGAACAGGCAUGCCACUUUUAUUAAAACUGGCUUGCCUCUUCAACUGAUGAGUAGCUGUAGGAAAAACUUUGAAAACCUGUGGAUGCACUUCUUCCCUCACUCAUGGCCAUAUAGGAGCCCAGCUGAAGUGGUUUUGACGGCCUCCAGUGUGGAACUUGAAGAAAAGAUGUAAACUUGAAUGUAAAUAGAUGACAUUUUGCUAGAUCUAGGUACAGAAAUUAUCUAUUAUUUGUCCAGUUCAGAGAUUCCAUUGUAAAUGAGAAUGAUGAAAAUCACAUUCCUAUUUGCAUAAUAAAGCUUCUUUCUUAAAAAAAAAGAUAA